AGCAGUUUUAAUUCCCAGCCUACUACGGCUGGAAGACUACACGGGGGUGUAGUUUUGUCUUUUCAGGGGGCGUCCAGCAAGCGGCCCGUCUGUGAGGACAAAGUUGGACCAUCGAGAAGCUGCUCGGCUUCAUCAGGGGGGGCGGGCUCCGUCCCAACACCAGCGGGCGGCCUUUCACGCUGCCAAGCCAAGAAGGAGAAGAAGAUGUCGACCCAGCAGGCGCCGACUUUCACGCAGCCGCUUCGGAGCGUGGUGGCACUAGAGGGUAGUGCCGCCUCGUUCCAGGCGCAAGUGAGCGGUGCUCCGGUUCCCGAGGUGUCGUGGUUCCGCGACGGCCAGGUCCUGUCUGCCGCCGCCUUGCCCGGCGUUCAGAUCUCGUUCAGUGAAGGCCACGCUGUUCUGAGCAUCGACGCCGUCAACGCCACGCACAGCGGGAGGUUUUCCGUCCGGGCCACCAACGGAGCCGGACAAGCCACCAGCACCGCAGAACUCGUGGUUACAGCGGAGACGUCACCUCCCAGUUUCCUUCAGAGACUCCAGAGCUCGACGGUACGGCAGGGUAGUCAAGUGAGACUCGCCGUCCGAGUCACGGGCAUCCCGCCGCCCGCCGUCGUGUUCUACCGCGAGGGAGCCGAAAUCCAGAGCUCGGCGGACUUCACCGUCAUCCGAGACGGCGACUCGUACAGUCUGUUGAUCGCCGAGGCCUUCCCGGAGGACUCCGGGACCUACUCGGUGACGGCCACCAACAGCAGCGGCCGGGCCUUGUCCAGCGCCGAGCUGCUGGUUUACGGCGAGGAAGUGGUCCCGGCCAAGAAAACCAAGACCCUGCUUUCCAGUUCCCAGGUUUCGGGCUCACAGAUGAGUCUUCAGACCGGGGUGGAGCAGAGUUUUCAGAGCAUGGCCACCAUGGAGAUGCAAGUGGAGAGUGCCGAGUCGACGGCGCUCCUGGCUCCCCAAGCUGCGAUUGCCGGGGUGACGGUGGGGCGGCGGCAGUCGCCCGUCAGACCCGUCAAAGCGCCCGCGUCUUCGCCCGGCAGGGCCGUCGUGUCCCCGACGGGCACACUGGAGCUGGGGGACGGCGGCGCCGACGUCCUUCCCUCCUGGAAGCUGACCGAGGGCGGCGGCGGCGGCGAUGUGGCUGAGCUGGACCGGGAACAGCAGCUCAUCUGCAUCACGCAGACGGCGGAAGAAAUUGCCGCGAUUCCCCCCGGAGACGGCGCGGUCCCGCCCGUCUUGCUUUCUGCUUUGAAGAAUACAAAUGUGACCGAAGGCGAGUCCGUGAGCCUGGAGUGCCAGAUCGGCGGGCGACCCGCCCCCGUCAUCAUGUGGUUCCGGGAGGACUACAAGAUCGAGAGCUCGGCGGACUUCCAGAUCAGCUACGACCGAGCCGGCUGCGCCCGCUUGCUGAUCCGGGAGGCCUUUGCCGAGGACAGCGGCCGCUUCACCUGCACCGCCACUAACCAGGCGGGAACCGUCAGCACUUCCUGCUACCUGCUCGUCCAGGUGUCUGAGGACAUCGAGAGCCGAGAGGAGGAGGUCGAAGAGAGGGCAGUCUCCGAGCAAGAAAGCGUCACCCAGGCGAGCGCGCUGGAGUCAGAGUCCUGUGCCGAAGCUCCUUUCUUUGUCAAGACUCCCGGCGUCCAGAAGCUGGUGGAGGGCGCAAGCGUCGUCUUUGAAUGCCAAGUCGCUGGGAGCCCUCGCCCGCAGCUCGUCUGGAAGAAGGGCGGUGUCCCGCUCACCAGUGGAUACAGAUACAAAGUUGCCUACCAGAAGGAGAGCGGCCUUUGCCAGCUGCUCAUCUCUAUGACUUUUGCUGACGAUGCCGGAGAAUAUACCGUCGUUGCCAGGAACCGGCUCGGAGAGUCCUCUGCCACCGCCAGGCUGCUGGAGGAAGAUGAAUACGAAGCCUACGUAAAGAAACAGGAGGUGACCUCCGAGAAGGGAGCGGAAGCACCAGUGCGGGAACCCCUGGUCGGAGACGUUGCCCCCACCGUGACCGUGACGGACAAAAUGACCACCACCACCUUUCUCUCUGGAGAGGAUUUCCGCCUGUCCAUCAUCGAGCAGCGCAUCAUGCAGGAGAUCGAGCUGAGCGUCCUGAGAAUCACUUACGCAGAGCUGCUGGCAGAGGAUAGCGAACAGAUGGCGAGUGCCGCCGACCAGGAGGCCGUGGCGCCCGCCUUUGACGCGCUGGUGAAAAACUACCGUAUUGUGGAAGGAAUGGGUGUCACCUUCCAAUGCAGGAUCUUCGGAGUGCCGCCACCCAAGAUCGUUUGGUUCAAAGACGGUCAGCGCAUCCAUGCCGGCGGACGCUACCAGGCGGAGGUUCUUCGGGACGGCCGUGCCAGCCUACGACUGGCAGUGGUUCUGCCCGAGGACGAGGGUGUGUACAGCGCCUUGGCCAGCAAUGAGAAGGGAAACGCCGUCAGCUCCGGGAAGCUCUACGUGGAGCCCUACGUGGAACCCUACGUGGGGGCCUCUGGCAGCGCGUCGCCCCAGACGUACACCCCGCAGCCGGCCCCGCAGAGGAUCCGGUCAGCGUCUCCUGGCUCGCCUAGCCGCUCCUCCAGCCGCUCUCCCAGCCGUUCUCCCGCCCGAAAGCUCGAUGACACGGACGAGGCUCAGCUGGGGAGACUCUACAAGCCCGUCUUUGUGGUGAAGCCCACCUCGCUCAGAUGCUCCGAGGGGCAAACUGCCAGAUUUGACCUGAAGGUGGUUGGCAGACCCAUGCCGGACACCUACUGGUUCCACAACGGAGAACAAGCGGUCAGUGAUUACACCCACAAGAUCGUGAUUAAAGAGGACGGCACUCAGUCCCUGAUCAUUGCCCCGACCGUGCCGCAUGACUCGGGCGAGUGGACGGUGGUCUCUCAGAACCGGGCCGGACGCUCAUCCAUCUCUGUCACGCUCACUGUGGAUGCCAAAGAAAUGUUGGUGCGUCCACAGUUCACAGAAAGGCUGAGGAACGUUAGCGUGAAGAAAGGAACACUGGUGGAACUGGCCGUCAGAGCCAUCGGCAACCCCUUGCCGGAAAUCGUCUGGCUGAAAAAUAGUGACAUUGUCACACCUCACAAGCAUCCACAUAUCAAGAUCGAAGGAACCAGAGGAGAAGCGAGAUUCCAGAUUCCGUCGGUGUCGGCUUCCGACAGCGCGUGGUACACGGCCACGGCCAUCAACAAAGCUGGCCGGGACACCACCCGCUGCAGAGUCAACGUGGAGAUGGACUAUGCUGAGCCGCAGCCGGAGCGGAGGCUCAUCAUCACCAAAGGAACUUACAAGGCCAAAGAGAUCGCCGCACCCGAGCUGGAGCCCCUGCAUCUCCGCUACGGCCAAGAGCAGUGGGAGGAGGGAGACCUUUACGACAAAGAGAAGCAACAGAAACCGCAGUUCAAGAGGAAGCUGAGCUCGGUUCGGAUGAAGAAGUUCGGCCCCGCCCACUUUGAGUGCAGGCUGACCCCCAUCGGCGACCCCACCAUGGCGGUGGAGUGGCUCCACGACGGCAAGCCCCUGGAGGCCGCCAACCGGCUGCGCAUGAUCAACGAAUUUGGCUACUGCAGUCUGGACUACGAGGUGGCGUACGCGCGAGACAGCGGCGUCAUCACCUGCAGAGCCAGCAACAAAUUUGGAGCGGACCAGAACUCGGCCACCCUCAUCGUCAAGGACGAGAAGGGGCUGGUGGAGGAGAGCCAGCUGCCCGAGGGGAGGAAGGGAGCGCACCGGCUGGAAGAGAUGGAGCGCCUGGCUCACGAGGGCGGACCGGCCGGGGUGAGCGGCGCCGACGAGCAGACGGAAAAGACCAAACCCGAGAUCGUCCUGCUUCCCGAGCCGACGCGAGUGCUGGAAGGCGACGUGGCCCGAUUCCGCUGCAGAGUGACCGGUUACCCUGCGCCCAAGGUCAACUGGUACCUCAACGGACAACUCAUCCGCAAGAGCAAGCGCUACAGACUACGUUACGAUGGCAUCUACUACCUGGAGAUCGUUGACGUCAAGUCUUACGACUCAGGCGAGGUCAGGGUGGCCGCGGACAACAACUUGGGCUCGACUGAGCACACGGUUAAACUGGAGAUUCAGAAGAAGGAGGACUUCAGGACGCAUCUUCGCCGGGCUCCGGAGCCCAGAGCGCCUGAGAUUCAACCCGAAGCUGGAAAGACUCUAUUUGAGGUGGUGAGGGUGGAGCAAGCCCCAGAAGACAGUCGGCAGAAAGAGAUCAUCAAGCUCAAGAAAGCCCAGAGAAUUGUGCGUGAAAAAGCCACAGAGGAAUCGGAGGAGUUGAGGAGCAAGUUCAAGCGCAGGACAGAAGAGGGCUAUUACGAGUCCAUCACGGCGGUGGAACUCAAGUCUCGUAAGCGAGACGACUCCUAUGAGGAUCUUCUGAGGAAGACAAAGGAGGACCUCCUGCAUCGAGCCAAGGAGGAGGAAGAAAAGAAAAAAGAGGACGCCGCGCCAGGCAAAACGGCUGCCAAACCGCUUCAAGCGGAAAGGCUCAAGCUGUCAGCUAGUAUGGAAGCUCCCAAAAUCCUGGAGCGCAUCUCGAGUCAGACCGCGGCACGAGGGGAGGAAGUCAAGUUUCGAGUCCGGGUCAUCGGCAAACCCGAACCUGAAUGCCAGUGGUUCAAAAACGGCGUUCAGCUAGAGAAGACUGAGCGCCUUUAUUGGUUCUGGCCCGAAGACCACGUGUGUGAGCUGGUGAUCAGAGACGUCCGGGCGGAGGACUCGGCCAGCAUCAUGGUCAAAGCCACCAACUCCGCUGGCGAAACCUCCAGUCACGCAUUCCUCCUGGUGCAAGCAAAACAAGUCAUCAGCUUCACACAGAAGCUGGACCGCAUCGACGCCAAGGAGAAAGACACCAUGGCCACCUUUGAGUGCGAAACCAACGAGCCCUUCGUCAAAGUCAAAUGGUUGAAGAACAACAUGGAGAUCUUCUCCGGAGACAAGUUCAGGAUGCACGCAGACAGGAAAGUCCACUUCCUGUCUGUGCUCAUGCUGGAGAUGAGAGACGCCGCCGAAUAUUCCUGCGUGGUGGUAGAGGACGACCUCGUCAGGACCAGCGCCGAGCUCAACGUUGAAGGAGCCCCACUGGAGAUCCUGAAAGCCCUCGAGAGCGCCGAGGUGCCCGAGAGCUACUCUGGAGAGUUUGAGUGCGAGCUUUCCCGUGAGGAUGCCCAGGGCGCCUGGUUCUUUGGAGACAAGCAGCUGUCCCCGAGCAACAAGCACGUCAUUUCAUCGCGGCGCGGACGUCACAGCCUGUCCGUCAAAGAGGUCAACAAAGCCGACCAGGGACAGUACUCCUUCGCGGUGGGUGACUUGAAGACCUGCGCGUCACUCAAGAUGAAAUUUCGUCCCGUCACUCUGAUGCAGCCUCUCGCUGAUCUGACUGUCUGCGAGGGGGACAUUGCUCAGAUGGAGGUCAAGUUCUCUCAAGGGAACGUGGAAGGUACCUGGAUGAAGGACGGACAAGCUGUAAGCGUUUCGGACCGGGUGCUCAUGGUCGUCGACAAACACGUCCACAAGCUCCUCGUUGAAGACGCCAGGGAGGACGACUGUGGCACAUAUACGUUUGCGGUCCCCGCUCAGGGGAUCUCCACCGCUGCAAAGCUGACUAUCCACACAAUCGGCAUCCUGGUCCCGCUCAAGGACACGAGCGCGGUUGAAGGCACCAAGACAGUUCUGGAGGCCAAGAUCUCGGCUCAGGACAUCAGCUCGGUCAAGUGGUAUCGCGACGACCAAGUGCUGACGCCCAGUGACCGGGUCCAGAUGGUGGCCAAGGGAGCCAAGCAGCGCCUUGUCUUCAGCAGGACCUUCGCCUCAGACCAAGGUUACUACAAGCUGGCGGUGGGCCGAGCCGACACCGGCUGCAGAUUGUCUGUGCAGACUGUCCAAAUUGUGGUUCCGAUGAAGGACAGGACGUGCGCCGAGUCGGAGAACGUGACUUUUGAAGUCCAAGUGUCUCACCCCGGUAUCGACGCCUUCUGGACUUUCAAGAGGCAGCCGCUCAAAGCGGGAAGCAAAUACAAGAUGGAGUCCAAGAACACCUCGCACAUGCUGACGGUCCUAAAUGCCAUGAAGGACGAAGAAGGCGAGUACGCCUUUGCUGCCGGCGAGAAGACAUGUGCCGCCCUGCUCACCGUUUCUGGAGGCGCUAUCAAGAAGCCUCUUCAGGACUCGGUGGUAGCUGACUCGCAGACGGCCGAGCUGACGUGUGAGGUCGCCAACCCGUCGGCGGACGGACAGUGGCUGAAAGACGGCCAGCCCGUGGACUUCAACGAGAACGUCCUGAGCCGGGUGAACGGCCGUGUCAGAAGCCUCAUCAUCGUCGUCGCCAAAGCCAGUGACGUCGGAGAGUACGCCUACCAGAUCGCAAGUUCCAAGACCUCGGCCAAUCUCAAAGUUGAAGCCGUGAAGGUGAGGAAGACUCUAAAGAACUUGAAUGUGGUCCAGACACAAGACGCCAUGUUCAGCCUGGAACUGACGCACGAAAACGUAAGGGGAGCACAGUGGAUCAAGAACGGAGUGGAGAUCAAGCAAAGCGACAAAUAUCAGAUCAGCGUCAGCGGCACCGUGCACACCUUGAAGAUCAACGACUGCACCGCACACGACGAGUCCGUUUAUUCCUUCAAGCUGGGCAAGCUGUCGGCCAGUGGCAGGCUGAACGUUGAGACCAUCAAGAUCCUGAAGAAGCCCAAGGACGUCACAUCGCUUCUGGGAGCCACCGCCGCGAUGUUCGAAGUGACCAUCUCAGAGGACGACGUUCCCGUCAAGUGGCUGUUCAACAAUGAGGAGCUGCAGACCGACCAACACUACAGGAUUAUCUCUGAGAAGAAGACACACAAGUUGGUGGUUAGGGAUAUCGAUGGCAGCAAAGAGGGGGAGUACACCGCGGUGGUCGGUCAUCUGCGCUGCAGCGCUCGCCUCAUCGUCGAGUCUCUUCGCGUGACCAAACCCCCGGAGAGCGCGUCGGUGGCCGAGACCCAGGAGGCCACCUUCGAGUGCGAAGUGUCUCACUUCAACGUGCCGUCCGCCUGGCUGAAGAGCGGCGUGGAGAUGGAGAUGAGCGAGAAGUUCCAUAUGCUCGUGCAGGGCAAGCUCCACCAGCUUAAGAUCCUCAACGCCGGCAGGGAUGACUCGGCCGAGUACACCUUUGUGUGCGGCGAGGACCGCGUGUCGGCCACGCUCGCCGUCAGCCCCAUCGUCAUCUUGGCCGCGCUUCAGGACGUCAACGCUCAGGAGAAGGACACGGUUACGUUUGAGGUGCGGGUCAACCACGAGGGCAUCUCCUCUAGAUGGCUGAAGAACGGCGUGGAGAUCCGCUCUAGUGACCGAUGCCAGGCUCGCCGGAAGCAGCAGACGCACACGCUGAGCAUCAGGAACGUUCACUUUGGGGACAGCGCAGAGUACGCCUUUGCCGCGGGACAAUCGCUCACCGUCGCAAAGCUCUACGUGGAAGCUCGUGUGGUUGAAUUCCGCAAACACUUGAAGGACUUGAAGAUCACAGAGAAGAAGAAAGCAACUUUUGAAUGCGAGGUGUCCGAAGCAAACGCCCAGGUGAUGUGGAUGAAGGACGGUCAGGAGCUGGAGCCGUCCGACAGAUACAAGAUGACCUCCGAGAUGUUUGUACACCGCUUGCUUUUGCCGUCCGUCCGCCUAUCUGACUCCGGAGAGUACGCGGCCAUAGCCGGCUCCAGCGUGUCCAAGGGGAACCUGUCGGUGGAGGGACGGGACAUCGAGAUCUCGGAGCCCGCCAGUAAAAACGUAACUGUUGUGGAGGGACAAACAGCCGUGCUGGAGUUUGAAGUGAGCGAGGACGAGGUGGAGGGUCGCUGGCUGCGAAACGAGAUGGAGAUCCAGCUGCCGGGCGACCGACGCUUCAGCUACGUCGCCAUCGGAAAGCUCCACCGCCUCAGCCUGGCCGAGACCUACAGGAGCGAUGCUGGCCAGUACGCCUUUGUCGCCGGGAAGAACUCCAGCAGGGCCGUCAGUCUCCAUGUGCGACUACCCGAAGCCCCUCAGGUGCUCCAGCCCAUGCAAGCCCAGACAGCCACGUUGGGCAAAUCGGUUCGCUUCUUGGUGCGGGUGAGCGGCCUCCCGCCACCUCGGGUGACCUGGUACAGAGGCUCCCAGGCUAUGAGCGCCAGCGCCACCUGCAAGUUCCUGCAUGACCAAGACGAGCACACGCUUCUGCUGACGGAGGUUCUCCCGGCGGACGCCGGCAUCUACAGCUGCGAGCUCAAAAAUGACUUUGGAGAGGCCGCCAGCUCGGCAUCGCUGGAUGUGGAAGUUCCUGAAGAUGGCGCGCCCCAGGUGCCUGCUCCGGUUCUGCUUUCUCCCAUGAACGACACCCUGGCGACUGCGGGACACGCGGCCCAACUGGAGUGUCGCGUGUCUGGGAAAGAUGAAAAUGCCUUUGAUAGCACUUUGUCCGAGGCUAAGCUGAGUCAAAGGCUGGAGACUAGGAGCCUCAGCGAGUUUACCAAGUCCUACUCUGAGAGCUCCAGUGUGUCUUGGCGGACGGUGGAGGUGGUGGAAACGGAGAGCUCGGAGCGCAGCCUUCCCAUCUCGGCGCCUCUGAAGCCCCGAGCCCUAAUGGAGCUGCAGGACAUCCGUGUCAAGAGCGGCGAGAUGGCCGAGUUCUGCUGCUCUUUUGAUGGGCAGCCGUUCAUCGGCGUGGUUUGGGACCACAAUGGCCAGAACCUGCUCAGGGAGCGGGCAAAGAGCUCUCAGAGGGGAGGACUCUUGUCCCUGGUCAUCCAGAGUGUGAGUCUGGCCGACCAGGGCGUAUACCGCUGCACGGCCACCAACUGUCACGGCCACAGCAGCUCAUCCGCUCGCCUCACUGUAGAAGCUAAAGAGGCAAAUGUCAAAGCCGAGUGCGCCGUUGCGCCAGAUUCUGUGCACGCGGCCUCACGGGCCGGCAGGGACAACACAAAAGCUCCCCCGGUGAGCUUGGACCCGGAGAAGACGGCAGAAAAGCCAGGAUCCCUGCCUCCGUACUCACAACUGUACUCGCUGAGCAGCUUUCCCGACAGCCGCCCGUGCAGCUGGCGCCCCGACUUCCUCCUCCGGAUCCCCCGAGGUCUGCUGGUGCGCAAGCGCAACCCCCCACUGUGUUGCGCCAGCAAGGGGAUCCCCGCCCCCUUUGCCGUUUGGCUUUACGGAGGCUUGAGUAUCGGGGAUUCCGUGUGGUACUCGACCAAAGGUGACGGCCCCGUGUGCCGUUCGCCCGUUAAGAAGGUCCAAGGCGGACAAGCGGGCUCUUUGUCUUUCGAAAGCUCGGCCGAGGAUGUCGAGUGCGGCUUGGUGACUACAGUCACGAUGCACGAGAGGGUGGCUGUGAGCCAGGUCCAGGAGCAAGUCUCAGGUCUGAGCGCAGCCCACGGGUACACCCGCCGGGGCUCCGACCGGGAAGGAGGAGAGGCUUCCUCCCAGGUUUCUCUCACCAGCUCAGAAAACACAGUGCCUCCGAAAUUUGACAGUCCACUGCAGCCGCUAGUGCUGAGUGAGGGUGACAAUUUGAGCCUUAAAUGUCAUGUGACUGGCACCGCUCCACUCACCAUCAUCUGGAUGAAGGACCGGCGGGAGCUGAGGUCCACUUCCAGCACAAAGAUCACCUUUGUGAACGGAACGCCUUGUCUGAAUAUCAGCCAAGUGAGCAAAAGCGCAGGGGGAGACUAUCUGUGCAAGGCAAGCAACUCUGCCGGGACAGACUUCUGCAAGGCCAAAGUCACCGUCAUAGAACGCAAGGCAACCCCUGGGGUCUCUAGCCCUGCCGCCGUCGCCGCCCCCGUCAAGCGUCUGGACAAUCUUUUCUUCAUUGAACAACCAAAGAGUGUUUCUGUCGCAGAGAAGGGCACGGCCACCUUUAUCGCCAAGAUCGGAGGCGAGCCUAUUCCGAGCGUCAAGUGGAUGAAGGGCAAAUGGAGGCAGCUGACCACCGGCGGCCGCGUCUCCAUCCAGCACAAGGGCCAGGAGGCCAAACUGGAGAUCCGGGAGGUGACUAGGUCUGACUCGGGCCAGUACCGCUGCGUGGCCUCAAACAAGCAUGGCGAGAUCGAGUGCAGUGCCGAGAUGGAGGUGACCAAAACUGAGAAAGCGACGGAGGACAUCAGAAUCCGCUUGAAGAAGACCCCCUCAAAGCAGAAGAGCCCCCAAAAAGCAGAUGAGGUCAACUUGGUUGAGUUGCUGCGAGGCCAUGAGACCAAAGACUACGAGAAGAUCCUGAGAGAGCACCACAUUCACAACUAUCGAGCUAUCCUUCAAGCGGUGGAGCUGCUGAAGCAGGAAAAGGAGAUGAAAGCUGUGGAGACAUCACUUGACGAGCAGGUCUAUGACGAAGAUAUGGUCCGCUUCAUCCAGCAGCUGGAGGGACGCGUGGACACGGAGCCCGUCACUGUGCUGGAGGACAUCGGCGACCAGAGCGCGUGCGAAAACGACAACGCUACCUUUGAGUGCCGGAUCAGGAUCAACUACCCGGAGAUCACCUUGACCUGGUACAAAGGAACUCAGAGAUUGGAGGACGGCGCAAAGUACAGCAUCCGCAGUGACGGCGAGCGCCACACCCUGGAGAUCCGCCAGUGCCGGGCCAAGGAUGAGGGCCACUACCGGGUGGUCUGCGGUCCUCACAUCUCUGAUGCCAGUCUCAGCGUCUCCGUUGACAGGACACCGAAGGAGACGCCCGCUGCAUCUGAAGCUCCGGCUCCUGCUCCACUCAAAGACCCUGACCGCCAGGAGCCAGAGAUGUCAGCGCCACAAGAGGAGCCGCUCCUCUCCGAAGGGAACCAAAGAUGGAAAGCUUCCCCUGCCAGAGCCGCAGAGGAUAGUAGGACUCCUCCCGCAGCCUUCCCUCCAGAGGAGAAGGAAGUGGCAGCAGAGGCACCCACUCAAGUCCUGACCGCCCCAGAGGAGAAACCUUCUCCAGCAUCCAAAGCAGCGGCCAAAGCGUCUCCUGUCUUGAAGCGAGUCCCUCCACCUGCAGACAAGGAACCGGUUAAGGCUCCUGGACCAACCAAAGCACCGCUUGAACCCAAAAUUGAGACAAGAGCAGCAGCAGCAACAGCAGCACACAAGGUGCACAAAAAGCAUCUUGACCGAGAGCCCGACGUUCCCGGUCCGCAUGAAAGACAAAGUCGGGAUUCAACAAUCAAAGGUCAGGAAAGUUUCGUCACUCUGACCCAAGAGACGAGUCAAGUCCAGCUUUGCGAAGUACGUGACGAGCUUGCGGUUGCUUAUCAAAUGGAGACAGAAAAACCGAAAGGAACGACUGCUUCCAAAAAAGUAACUCAAGUGCCAGGCAAGCCGAUGCAAUCCAUCAAAUCGAAAAGACAAAAUAUCCAACUCGAAGGACGUCCCGGCUUGCCAAAGGAUGGCCCCAUUCCAAAAGCUGAAGAUGACGCCAAAGCGACGAAACCUGCUGAUGGCGAGCACAGAGAGUUAAGAGUCACCACGAGUCAAGCAGUCUUCAAGUGGGAUCAAGAGGUGUCAAAAACCACGCUGACAGCCGCAGAGCUACCGGACAGACUGGCUCCAGAGGCGCCCAACCCUGCCCUAGGAGAGAAAGACAAGCACAACAUUUCACACAGACAAACUGAUCGCAUCAAGACUGGCGCCAAAUUCAAGAGUACGCCAUCGCCUGGACGCAAUGCUGAAAAGGGUCAAGGGGCGUUGGAGCCCAAGGAGCAGCUGAAAAAGGUGGAACCAAAAGAGGCUGAGAAAUCCAAAGUAAAGGAAGUCACCACUGGAACCGACACUGUUGGGGCUGAGAAAAUGAAAAGAAUGUCAGAAACCGCUUCACCAGAAGUUGCAGCCAUUUUAAAGGAACCUUGCCCUCCAGAGGCCUCCCAAGGAAAGUGGGUCUCACAGGUGAAGCCCACCCGGCAAGAGAAAGAAAUGAUUAAGGAUGGGGCUGAGGACAGCAACGACGCGGCCGAUGAGGAGACCUGGACUCGGGAGCCGGUCCCCUCUGAUGACUGGCGAGUUCAAGGGCUGGAUGGGGCGUGGGAAACCCCAGGCCCUUCUGACAGCCAAAAAGAUGGCAAACCAGUGGAGGAACCUUCCAAAGGACGAGGACGAGGAUUUGGCGUGAGACUAACACCCUCUCCCGGGGAUGGUGGUCGGGGUCGAGGCCUGCGGCCCGGCGGCGGUGGUAAAGGCCCCUCUCCACCGGAGGAGCCUUUUGGAGGAUUCAAACUCAAAGCGGUGCCGCUCAAGUUCAUCAAGAAGCUGGUGGACAUUGUGCUGCAGGAGGCCGAGUCCAUUGGCUCUUCGGCCGUGUUUGAGUGCCAGGUGUCGCCGUCCACCGCCGUCACCUCUUGGGUUAAGGAUGGCUGCAACCUUCGUGAGGGCCCCAAGUACAAGUUCACCUCGGACGGCAAAGACCGCAAGAUGGUGGUCAAAGAUGUGCAGCUGUCGGACACCGGAGAGUACACCUGCGUUGCCAAGAAUGCCGGAAGGGAGAUUACCUGCACCGCUAAACUUGUUGUUGAAGAGCUGCCUGUGAAGUGGGUCAAAGAGUUGGAAGCAGAGACGUCGUGCACCAAGGGUCAGCCCAUGUACCUGACCUGUGAGCUCAACAAAGAGAGGGACGUCAUCUGGAAGCGCGAUGGUGUCAAACUGAAGAGACAGCCCGGCAAGUUGGCCAUCAACAUCAUCGGCUUGCAGCACGCCGUCACCAUCCAGAACGCCCUCGAGGAAGACAGCGGCGUCUACUCGUGUGAGGUGGACGCGCCGGACGGCAUCAAGACCAGCACCAACGUCAAAGUCACCGAGGUGAUCAAAGACUGGUUGGUGAAGCCCCUGAGGGACCAGCACGUGAAACCCAGAUCCAGUGCCACCUUCAGGUGUCAACUCUUCAAGGACACCGCCAACUGGAAGUGGCUAAAAGGCGACACGGAGCUCACGCCUUCCGACAAGGUGGAGAUCAGCAAGGACGGCGUCAGCAUGCAGCUCACCAUCAACAACUGUCAGCCUGACGACGUGUCAGAAUACACCUUUGCCGUGGAGGACCGCAAAUACUUGGCCAAACUGACUCUGGGGGAGCGUGAGGCGCAAAUCCUCAAACCGCUGGCGAGUGUGGAAGUGGUGGAAAAGGAAGAAGCCAAGUUUGACACGGAAAUCUCAGAGGACGACAUCGUUGGCGAAUGGAAGCUCAAGGGACAAGUGCUCAGCAGAUCCCCGAUGUGCGACAUUAAAGCCGAUGGCAACAAACGCUUCCUGAGUUUGAAGAAUGUCCAGUUGGAUCAAGCGGGCGAAGUGUCCUACCAGGCUUUAAACGCCAUCACCAGUGCCAUGCUGACUGUCAAAGAGAUCGAAAUGGGCUUUGUGGAGCCUCUGAAGGACGUUUCAGUUCCCGAAAAGAAACAAGCAAAGUUUGAAUGCAGCCUCACCAAGCAAGUAUCCAAGGCCAUGUGGUUCCGGGGCACGGAAAUUGUGGCCCCAGGCCCCAAAUACGAGAUCAUCGAAGACGGAAACAAGCACAUGCUGAUCAUAAACAGCUGUGAGUUUGACGACGACUCUGAGUACUCCAUCCAAGUUUUGGAUCACAAAUCCACGGCUCGGCUCUUGGUGGAAGGCUUGAGGCUUAAGAUUGUCAAGCCGCUGGAGGACCAGAUGGUCAAAGAAGGCAAAACGGCUCGCUUUGAGCUGGAGUUGACUCACAACGACGUACCGGUGGUCUGGUACCGAAAUGAAGUCAAGCUCCACGUGAGCAGAACGGUGAUUGUGCACGUGGAAGGAAAGAAACACGCUCUGGAAAUGAACACUUUGACCUUGGAUGACACCUGCCAGAUUAAGGCCGAGGCCAAGGGAAUAAGCACGUCAGCAAAGCUGACGGUCAUAGAGGGCGACGCCGUCUUUGUGGUGAAACUCCAAGACUACACGGCCACUGAGAAAGAGCAGGUCUCUAUGGAAUGUGAGCUCAACAAAGACGUCCCCGUGAUUUGGUAUCACCAAGAGAAGGAGAUGAUGGCUUCCAAGACGGUGCUCAUUCAAUCCAAGGCAACUCGCAGGUCUUUGGUCUUGAUGAAGGUGGAGCGGAGCAGUCAAGGAAAGUAUACCUGCGACUGCGGGACCGACAAGACGGUCGCCGACCUCACCGUGGAAGCUCGCGUCAUCAAGCUGCUUCGACCUAUUUACGGCGUGGAGCUCUUUGACGGCGAAACGGCUCGGUUUGAGGCGGAGAUCUCUGAGGACGACGUCCACGGCCAGUGGCUGCUGAACGGAGAAGUUCUGAGCGCUUCCUCUGAUGUGGACCUCAUUGAAGAGGGAGGCAAGCACACGCUCAUCCUGUACAACUGCAAAGUGCCCAUGAGCGGUGAGGUGGCUUAUUCCGCCGGAAAUGCCAAGUGCGCCGCCAACCUGAAAGUCAAAGAACUUCCGCUCAACUUCCUGAUGCCGCUGAGCGACGUGCACGUGUUCGAGAAGGACUCCGCCCGAUUCGAGCUGGAAGUGUCCCGAGCGCCCAAAUCCUUCCGUUGGCUGAAGGAUUCGCAGGAGCUGGGGAGGGACGACAAGUACGAGAUCAUCCGAGACGGCAACUCGUACGCGCUGCUGAUCCGCUCGGCCACCUACGACGACGAGGCCAAGUACGUGUUUGAGGCGGAAGACAAGAGGACCAGCGGCAAACUGGUCAUCCAAGGAAUCCGCCUGGAGUUCCUCAAGCCCAUCAAGGACGUGACGGUGAAGGAGCGCGAAACGGCCGAGUUCAGCGUGGAGCUCUCGCACGAAAACAUCCCCGUGGUCUGGUACAAGAACGACGUGCGACUUCACCCGGCAAAGGCCAUCCACAUGACGGACCACGGCGCGGUCCAUAUGCUGGCCUUCAAGGAGGUUGCCCUCGACGACACGGCCAUGAUCAAGGUGGAGGCCGCCGACAAGAGCGUCAACGCCAUGCUCACCGUCAUUGAGGGCGACCCGUAUUUCACCAGCAAGCUGCAGAGCUACACAGCAGUGGAGAAGGACCAAGUGAAGCUGGUGUGCCAACUGAGCAAGGCGGCGGCCGACGUCAAAUGGUUCAAGGACGGGAAGGACCUCACACCCUCCAAGAACGUCAGCGUCACCGGCGAAGGCAAAAAACGAAUCCUGAUUCUGCGUAAGGCCGAGAAGAGCGACACGGGAGAAUACGCGUGCGACUGCGGCUCCGACAGGACGGAAGCGUAUCUCCAAAUUGAAGAUCGUGACAUCAAGGUGGUGCGUCCCCUGUACAGCGUGGAGGUCACCGAGACGGAGACGGCCAAGUUUGAGACGGAGCUUUCCGACGAGGAUGUGGAGGGACACUGGAAGCUGAGAGGAGAAGCUUUGCACCCGUCGGCCGAUGUGGAUAUCAAGGCAGAGGGCCCCAAGCAUCUCCUUAUCCUCUACAACGUCCGUAUGGACAUGGCGGGAGGCGUGGACUUCUCAGCGGGCAACGCCAAAACAAACGCUCAGCUGCGAGUGAAAGCUCGAGCCAUCAGCUUGCUGCGACCACUGAAGGACGCCACUGUGACGGCCGGAGAGACGGCCACCUUCCGCUGUGAGCUGUCCUACGAAGGCAUCGUGGUAGAGUGGUUCCUGGCAGGGAACAAGAUGGAGGACGGCGAGCGGGUGAAGACUCGAGCAGAUGGCCGGAUUCACGCGCUGACGGUUCAAGACGUGAAGCUGUCAGAGGCGGGCCCCGUCAGAUUGACCGCCAAGGACUUCCAGACUCAGGCUCAGCUCAUAGUCAGAGAGCCUCCGGUGGAGUUCACCAAGCCUCUGGAGGACCAGACAGUGGAGGAGGAGGCCACGGCCACUCUGGAGUGCGAGGUCUCCAGAGAGAAUGCGCAAGUUGAAUGGUUCAAGGAGGGACAGGAAAUGCAUAAGACCAAGAAAUACAACGUGAUCGUCGAUGGGCGAAAGAGGGCGCUGGUGAUCCACGACUGCAACCUGGACGACAUUAAAACGUACACAUGUGACGCCAAGGACUUCAGGACGUCCUGCUUCCUCGACGUCAUACCGCCUCACGUGGAGUUCAUCAAGCCUCUGCAAAAUGUCGAGGUCCGAGAGAAAGAAUCUGCCAAGUUUGAAUGCCAAGUAUCCCGACAGUCCGCUAAGGUUUGCUGGUUCAAGGAUGGCUGUGAGAUAAAAAAAGGAAAGAAGUACGAGAUUACGGCCAAGGGGCUUCAGAGGAUCCUGAUCAUUCACAAGUCUGCCAUGGAUGACGAAGCGGAAUACGAGUGUGACGCAAGGACGUCAAAGAGCUCCGGCAUGCUGACUGUCAUUGAGGAGGCUGCCAGGUUCACCAAGAACCUGUCCAACGUCGAGGGCACCGAGACAGACAGCGUUAAGAUGAUCUGCGAGGUCUCCAAGCCCGGGGCUCAGGUGACCUGGUACCAAGGAGACCGAGAACUUCCGGAGGGCGGCCGCUACGAGCAGAUCGCGGAUGGUCGUAAACGGAUCCUGAUCAUCCAAGACUUGAGGAUGGAGGAUGCCGGUGAAUACAACUGCAGACUGAGUCCCGAUGUCAAGACAGCUGCUGUCCUGAAACUGAAUGAACUUGCUGCCGAUUUUAUCGCCAGACCGCAGAACCAGGAAGUUGUGGAAGGAGAGAAGGCUGAGUUUGUCUGCUCAGUCUCCAAAGAAACCUAUGAUGUGAAAUGGUUGAGAGGGGAGAAGGAGGUCAUAAGCGGGGACAAAUACCAGAUUGUCAGCCAAGGAAAAAGACGAGCUCUCGUUGUGAAAAACUGUGAGCUGAAGGAUGAGGGAGGUUACAUGGUCCUCAUUGGCAGUGUUCAAGCCUCUGCUGAUCUCUUGGUGAUCGAAAAACUGAGGAUCAUCACACCCAUCAGAGACACAGAAGUCAAAGAGGGAACCGAGAUUGUCUUCAACUGCGAGAGCAACACUGAAGGUGCAAAGGCCAAGUGGCAAAAGAACCAGGAGACCAUAUUUGAGAGCAGCAAGUACAUGGUGGCUCAGAGAGACAACGUCUUCUCCCUGAGGAUUCGGGACGCUCGCAAGAUAGACGAGGCCGAAUACACUGUCGGCCUGACCAAUCACAGAGGAGAGCACGCCAAGUGCUCAGCCUGCGCGAGAGUUACUGAGGAGAAGCCCAAGUUCCUGGUGCCUAUAGAGGACAUUGAAACCCAGGAAAAGAAGACCAUCAGUUUUGUGUGCAAGGUGAACCGACCAAAGGCGACGGUGAGAUGGCUGAAGGCUGGCCAGGAGGUGGAGCUCAGCAAACGCAUCAUCUACAGAAGCGAAGGUCUCCACCACACGCUCAACAUCAAGGACUGCCUCAUGGAGGACGAGGGCGAAUACAGCGCUGAAGUCGGCGAAGACAAGUGCGCGGCCGAAUUGAUCAUCAGCGAGGCCCCGACGGACUUCACUGCACAACUCAAAGACCAGACGGUCACCGAGUUUGAGGAUGCAGAGUUCACCUGCAAGUUAUCCAAAGAGAAGGCCACCGUCAAGUGGUACAGGAAUGGCCGAGAGAUUCGAGAAGGGCCGAGAUAUCUCACCGAGAGGGAAGGUAAGACGUGCAGGCUCGUCGUCAAGGCGUGCAGACCAGAAGACGAAUGUGAAUACGCCUGUGGCGUGGAAGAGAAGAGAACCAGAGCCAGACUAUUUGUUGAAGAAACCCCGGUAGAGAUCAUCAGACCACCUCAGGACAGUAUGGAGCCUCCCGGUUCAGAUGUGGUGUUUGAGGCGGAGCUCAACAAGGACAGAGUGGAGGUGAAGUGGAUGAGAAACAACAUGAUCAUCAUCCAAGGAGACAAAUACCAGAUGAUCAGCGAGGGCAAAGUUCACAGACUGCAGGUGUGUGAGCUCCGACCUCGAGAUCAGGGCGAGUACAGGAUCGUUGCCAAAGACAAAGAUGCUCGAGCUAAGUUGGAGCUGGCGGCUCAUCCAAAGAUUAAAACCACAAACCAGAACCUGAUAACGGAUGUCGGCAAACCCUUUGUCAUUACGGUACCCUACGAUGCCUACCCUCGGGCAGAUGUAGAGUGGUUCUUUGAUGGCGCCAGUCUACUGCCCCAGAACAUUGACACCUCAGUUGACAAGACAGUGUACCGCCUUAAAAGUCCCACCAAAGAAGACCAGGGCAAGUACAAGGUGGUCAUUCGGAACAAGCACGGGGAGGAUGCGGCCUUCGUUAACCUGGAUGUGAUUGACGUACCCGGACCCGUCAAGAACCUGAGGGUCACCGACACUGUCGACGGUGAAGUCAGUUUGGCCUGGGAGGAGCCCGAAAGUGACGGUGGCAGCAAAAUCGCAUCCUAUAUGGUCGAGAGGCGCGAUGUCAAGCGCAAGGCCUGGACGGUGGCGACAGACCGCGCUGAUGCACCUGAGUAUUGUGUUAGUGGCCUUCAAAAGGAUUCCUGGUACCUGUUCAGAGUCUGCGCCAGAAAUCGUGUUGGGAGUGGACCCCACGUUGUCACUGAAGACGCCGUUCAGGCCAAGAAUAAAUUUGAUGUUCCCGAUGCACCGGAGAAUGUAGAUGUCAGUGCGGUGAACAGAUUUGGUGCCACCGUCAUCUGGGAGCCUCCUCUGUUUGACGGCGGCUCAGAGAUCACCGGCUACGUGAUCGAGCUCCGUGACAGGACGUCGGUAAAGUGGGAGGCGUGCAUGUCCUGCGGGGCCGGCGAGCGCUCGGCCAGUCUCAACGACGUGGUCGAGAACAAGGAGUAUAUCUUCAGAGUGCGAGCCGAGAACAAGGCCGGCCUCGGCAAACCCAGCGCUGCCACCAAACCCGUCAAGAUCAUGGAUCCCAUCGAGAGACCAAGCCCGCCCCUCAACCUGAACUUCAACGACCAAACCAAGGACGCUGUCUCGCUCACCUGGGAGACGCCUGCCAGCAACGGCGGCAGUAUCAUCACUGGCUACAUCAUCGAGAAGUGCGAGGAUGGCACAGACAAGUGGCUACGCUGCAAUGCUCGACUUUGUGCAGACCUCUUCUACCGGGUAUCUGGACUAAAACACGGUUCCAAGUACCUUUAUCGAGUUUGUGCUGAGAAUGCCGCCGGUAUCUCCGAUCCAGCGGAGCAACUCGGCCCGCUUCUUGCCGACGAUCCUCACGUGGGUCCGACCAUGGAGCUGAGUGCCUUCAGGAAUGGCUUGGAAGUCAUUGUCCCUCAGCCUCUCGCCAUCAGAGUUCCCAUCACUGGGUACCCAACUCCCACCGCCAAAUGGACGUUUGAAGAGAAGGAGCUGACGUCAGCAGAGAAGCGUGCUUCUGUGGUCACGAAGCCCUCGUAUGCAGAGCUUAAAGUUACACCAAGUGUCCGUCCAGACAAAGGGACCUACACUGUACAGCUCGAAAAUGAUAUGUCCUCUGUCUCUGGAGAGAUUGAUGUCAAUGUUAUCGCAUGUCCCAGUGCUCCUAAAGACUUCAAGGUGGCCGAGGUGACCAGACACCAUGUCCACUUGAUGUGGGAGGCUCCUGAGCAUGACGGAGGAAGUCCUGUCACACACUACCAGAUUGAGAAGAGAGAAGUGUCUCGUAAGACCUGGGCAAAGGUGGCCACCGGAAUCCUGGACCUUGAGCACACAGUGACGGAUGUCAUUGAAGGGAAGGAGUACCUGUUCAGUGUCGCUGCCUGCAAUAAAUGCGGAGCGGGAGAGCCGUCCUAUAUCAACGAGCCCGUCAAUGUCUCGUCGCCUGCCACUGUACCAGAUCCUCCCGAAAAUCUAAAGUGGCGGGACAAGAGCAGCAAGGGCAUCUUUCUGUCCUGGGAGCCUCCAAAGUAUGACGGUGGCUCCCACAUCAAAGGCUAUGUGGUGGAUAAGUGUCAACGUGGAACCGACAAGUGGGAGCCCUGCUCCGAUCCUGUUCAAGAGCUGAAGUUUCAGGUCACCGGUCUGAUCGAAGGGCAGUGGUAUGCAUACCGAGUCCGAGCUCUCAACAAAUUAGGAGCUAGUCGACCCUGCAAGGCUACUGACGAGAUCCAGGCUGUCGAUGCUAAAGAACCUCCAGAGAUUCAGCUGGAUGUGAAGCUGUUGGCCGGCGUCACCGCCAGAGCCGGCAGCAAAAUUGAACUCCCUGCCGACGUCAAAGGAAAGCCAGAUCCGCGCGUCAAGUGGACCAAGGCCGACCUGGUACUGCGGCCCGACGACCGCGUUGUCAUCGACACCCAGCCGGGGCACUCCAAGUUGUCUAUUACCACCACAACCAGAAGCGACAGCGCCAUCUACAUAAUUGAAGCCGUCAAUACCUGCGGACGUGCGACGGCUACUGUCGAUGUCAACAUUCUCGACAAACCUGGGCCACCUGCUGCCUUUGACAUCACGGAAAUCACCAACGAGUCUUGUCUCUUGGCCUGGAACCCUCCGAGGGACGACGGCGGCUCACCCGUUACCAACUACAUCGUGGAGAGUCGCAAGGCUAACCAAGAGGAGUGGACCAAGCUGUCGGCCACAGUGAAAUACACCACUUUCAAGGCCUGCAAGCUCACCGCUCUGAUGGAGUACGUCUUCCGGAUCCGUGCUGAAAACCAGUACGGUGUCGGAGAACCUGCCGAGCACACGCCCAUUAUUGCAAAGUAUUCAUUUGAUCCUCCGGGCCCUCCAUCGAGAGUCACUCCCUCUGACAUAGCCAAGGAUGCCGUGACUCUCAACUGGAUUGAGCCAGAUGAGGAUGGCGGCAGUCCUAUUACUGGUUAUUGGGUCGAGAGGUUUGAUCCUGAGACUGAUAAAUGGAUCAGAUGCAACAAGCUGCCGAUCAAGGACACCAACUUCAGGGUGAAAGGACUAGUUACGAAGAAGAAGUACAGGUUCAGGGUCUUGGCUGAAAAUCUGUCUGGAACUGGAAAACCAAGCACAGAAACAGAUCCAGUCCUUAUCAAAGACCCCAUUGAUCCUCCAUGGGCUCCUGGAAAGCCUGUGACCCGUGACGUUGGCAAGACCUCUGCUCUGCUGGCAUGGACUAGGCCCGAGCACGACGGCGGAGCUAAGAUUGAUGGCUACAUCAUCGAGUUUCAGAAAAGAGGAAGUGAUGAGUGGAUCCGCAUUGCUGAGGGCAUUGGACAGACUGAACACCAGCUGCAAGGCUUGAUGGAGAAGCAAGAGUACGCCUUCCGCGUCAAGGCUGUCAACAGAGCCGGCGAGAGCGAACCCAGCGAGCCCUCUGACUCUGUGGUCUGCAAGGAGAGACUCUACCCCCCAUCUGCGCCUCAGUGGCUGGAUGUGGCCAACAUCACCAAGAUCAACGCUGAUCUCAAAUGGCAGGCACCCAGCAGUGACGGAGGCUCGCCCAUCACCAACUAUGUGGUGGAGAAGAGAGACGUGCGACGGAAGGCUUGGCAGACGGUGGACACCACCGUCAAGGAGCUCAAAUACACAGUGACGCCACUUAAUGAAGGCUCGUUGUACGUGUUUCGCGUGGCCGCUGAAAACGCGGUAGGCCUGGGCGAAUUCUGUGAGCUGGAGGACGCCGUGCUUGCCAAAGAUACUUUCACUACUCCUGGACCUCCUUAUGCGCUGACUGUGGUGGAAGUCACCAAGCGACAUGUGCAGCUGAAAUGGGAAGCUCCAAAAAGCCACGGCGGUAGACCCAUCACCAGGUAUGUGAUAGAGAAGAAGGACAAAGUGGGAACACGUUGGUUGAAGUGCUGCAAGACUCCAGACAAACAAACUCAGUUUAAGGUGGUCGAUGUGGACGAAGGCUCAGAGGUGCAGUUCCAAGUGCGUGCAGAAAAUGAGGCAGGGGUUGGAGAACCCAGCGAACCCACCGAGAUCCUUACCAUUGAGGAUCCGACAAGUGCGCCGUCGCCACCCUUGGAGGUGACUGUCCCAGAUAGCAGCAGGGAGCACAUCAACGUCUCGUGGAAGCCGCCAAUCAAGGAUGGUGGCUCCCCUAUUAUAGGCUACCACGUGGAGGUGGCGGAGGCUCGUCCGGAACUGAAGUGGCUCAGGGUCAAUACCAGGCCGAUCAAAGACCUCGAGUUUAAAAUUCAAGAUGGGAUCAAACCAGAAAAGAAGUACGUCAUCAGGGUUCGCGCCAUUAAUGCCUUUGGCGUAGGCGAUCCCUCGGAGCUAUCUGACAAGGUCUUUACCAAAGAUCCAGACUGUGCCCCAACCAUGGAGCUGGACACCAAGGAUGUGGUGGUGACGGAGGGAGAGAAGCUGCACCUAAACGUUCCCUACAAAGGCAUCCCCACGCCACAGAUGGUGUGGCAGAAGGACACAGUAGAAUGUCAGAAAGGCGAGCGUCUCUCCAUGAGAGUGGAGAUGAACAGUUCUCACCUAGAACUUCUCCGAUGCAUGCGUUCUGACGUUGGCAUCUACACCAUCACCCUCACAAACAGCCUGGGCACUGCCAAUGGAAACAUUAACGUCAAAGUCAUCGGGCUUCCUGGUCAGUGCAAAGACAUCAGUUCAAGCGAUGUCACCAAGAACUCCUGUAAGAUCAGCUGGGAAGCACCUGAGGAUGACGGCGGGACACCGGUUCUUAGUUACACGCUGGAACGUCGUGAAGCCUCCAAGAAGACCUACAUGCCUGUCAUGUCAGGAGAUAAUGUUCUCAGCUGUGCGGUGAAAGACCUAUAUGUUAACUGCGAGUACUACUUCCGGGUCAAGGCCGUCAACAAGGUGGGCGCCGGAGCCUAUCUGGAGUUGAGAAACCCUGUCAUCAUAGAGGAAAUGAAGCAGAAACCAGACCCACCCAUCCAAGUGGAGGCCCAAGAACCAACCUCCAAGUCUAUUGUCAUCACUUGGAAUGCUCCCGAUUAUGACGGCGGUUGCCCCAUUCAAGGCUACAUCGUGGAGAGGAUAGAGAAGGACGGUGACCGCUACGAGAGGGUUACCCCUAGCUCGGUCCCUGGUUUCAGCCACGUGGUGACAGGUCUCAAGGAGGACACGGAGUACCAAUUCAGGGUCCGAGCCGAGAAUGCCGCCGGAAUCAGCGAACCAUCUCGAAGCACACAACCCAUUCGGGCUGCCGACCCAGUCGAGAAACCCACUGUCACCCUGCAUGCCCGUGUGCAGUGCGGUUUGUGCGUGAAGAAAGGCGAAGAGAUUCGCGUAGACGCAAACAUCUCGGGUUCGCCUUACCCCAAGGUCACCUGGAUGAGGAACAGUGAGGAUGUCACCAAAGAGCCCGCCAAAAAGGUUGUCCCACAAGUUAAGAAGAAGACCAAAACCAAGGUUUUUGAAGCCAAGGAAGAGUUUGUGACGCCGCUGCGAGAGCGCCUUGGUUUGGACCAGACAAAGAAGGGUCACUCCGCUUUGAUGAUCCGAGAGGCCAUCAGAGCAGACCAUGGCAACUUCACCAUCCAGGUUGAGAAUACUCACGGCGUUGCCACGGCCUCAUGCGUCGUUAAUGUCCUCGACAAACCCGGUCCACCUAUCAACUUCACCUUCGAUGACAUCAGGAACACCUCCGUUGUGUGCAACUGGCAGCCUCCUGAGGAUGACGGUGGCAGUGAAAUCCUGAAUUAUAUCCUGGAGAAAAAGGAUAACAAGAAAGAUGACAUUGGCUGGAUCACCAUCACCUCAACCUUGAAGACUACCAGCUUCCCCGUCACCAAGCUAAUUGAAGGGAAGGAGUACAUCUUCAAAGUUAGCGCCGAGAACAAAUUUGGAUGCGGGCCACCUUUGGUGUCUGAACCGCAGGUUGCUAAGAACCUGUUUGAUCCUCCUGAUGCACCCAACACCCCAAGAGUUCACGAGGUGACAGCAAGCUCCGCCCACAUUACCUGGCACGAGCCAAAGGACAAUGGUAGUCCCAUUUUGGGCUACUGGAUCGAGAGAAAAGAAGUGAACAGCAAACACUGGACUCGUGUUAACCGCACGCUCCUCAACUCUCUGGAAGUGAAAGCUAGCGGCCUGAUGGAGGGACUCACCUACAUCUUCAGGGUGUGUGCCGAGAACCUGGCCGGACCCGGACCUUUUAGUGAACCCACGGACCGCAUCGUUGCUAUGGACGCCAUCCUGCCUCCAGGUCCUCCAACACCAUGGAUCGUAGACACCGGGAAAGACUGUGUCAUUGUGGCCUGGAAGCCGCCUUUGUACAAUGGAGGAGGGGACAUCUUGGGCUAUCACGUUGAGAAGGUGGUGGCUGGGGAGAAGAACUGGACUCGCAGCACAGAGUUCAGGUGCAAGGAGCUGACCUACACUGUCACAGGUCUGACCGAAGGGACCGAUUACUACAUUAGAGUGGUCGCAGUCAAUGAUGCGGGUCCUGGAGCCCCCGGAGUCACAGAACCCGUCACUGUCAAGGAGCCACAAGAACCUCCCGCUGUUGACUUCGACAUCUCCGUGAAGAACGGCAUCAUGAUAAAGGCCGGCGAGUCACUGAAGCUUCCCGCAGUGGUGACUGGCCGCCCGCAGCCUGAUGUCAAGUGGACCAAAGAUGAUGCUGAAAUUGACAAAGAGAGAAUGAUUGUGGAGACCGAAGGCAAGAAUAGCUGUCUGGUCAUCAAGAAGACAGUAAGGGCGGAUCAUGGCAAGUACCAGAUUUCGGGCACCAACAGCAGUGGUACGAAUGCUGCCGAAACCAAAGUCGACGUCAUGGAUGUCCCAGGGCCUGUUGUCGACUUGAAGACUGUGACGGUGACCAAGAAAAACAUCACUCUCACCUGGUCCGAUCCAGUGGACAAUGGCGGCAGCGACAUCAUUGGCUAUGAGGUCCUGAGAAAGGAUGCUAAGAUGAAGCUCUUCCGCCAGCCCGUUGAGGUGGCGUCCUGCAAAUACGACGUGCAGGGACUGCUGGCGGGCGAGGAAUACGACUUUAGGGUCGUUGCCCGGAAUAAGUAUGGAGAUGGCAUUCCUGCAGACCUUGGGCCCAUUCUAGCCGAGGAUCCCAAAGGUACACCGUCUGCUCCUGAGAAACUGCACUCCACAGACAGAAGCAAGAACACCAUCACGCUGGCCUGGCAGCCACCACGCAGCGAUGGCGGUAGCCCCAUCAUUGGCUACUACGUGGAGAAGAUGAGAUCGGACGACAACGAGUUCGAACCGGCCAACCGCAAGAUCUUUACCAAGUGCACCGGUGUCAUCGAGAACUUGUCAGAGAACCAGGAGUAUGAAUUCCGGGUCAAAGCUGUGAAUGAGGUCGGCCACGGCCCGCCGUCCAAGCCCAUCGCAGCCAAGAUUCAGGAUGAUGAAAUUGCACCACUUAUUACAAUUCUGAAGUACUUCAAGAGUAACGCAAUCAUUGUGAAGAAAGGCUCGGCCGUCGACAUUCCAGCUGAGGUUAAGGGACUUCCCCUUCCGACAAUCAAAUGGAUGAAAGACGACGAGGUGAUGGACAAGUGUGAAAAAGAGAUGACGAUAGAAACUGAGGAGGUAAAUCGCACAACGUUGAGGACAACCAUUUCCAUGCCGGAAACCAUCAGGCAAGACAAAGGCAAUUACAAACUUUUAGCCGAAAACAGCCACGGCAAAGCUCAGCUCGUCAUCCGUGUGGAGAUCCUCGACCGCCCUCUUCCCCCGAGGAACAUUGUGGUCUCGGAUAUCAAGGCGGACUCCUGCUACCUGACCUGGGAUGCCCCCGAAGACAACGGAGGCAGUGAGAUCACCAACUAUAUCAUCGAACGCAGAGAUGCCAGCAAGAAGAAAUCAGACUUUGAGGCCGUGACCUCAAACCUCAUCGAUCGUCGCUACGGGGUCUACAAACUGAUAAUGAAUGGCCACUACCAAUUCAGAAUCAGGGCGGAAAACAAAUACGGCGUCAGUGACGGCUGUGACUCCGAGAAGGUAGAACUGAAGGAUCCGUUUGGACUCCCGGGACCGCCGCAAAACCCCAGGAUCAUUGCCGCCACAUCCAACACAAUGACUCUGGCCUGGGAUCCUCCGCUCAACAACGGCGGCUCCACCAUACAAGGCUACUGGCUGGAGAAGAGGGAACGUGGAGCUGUGUACUGGGGGCGCGUUAAUCGCUGCCCAGUCACCAAACCAGCCGUGAAGGCCCUGCAGUACACUGUCCUCAAGCUCAUCGAAGGAACCGAAUACCAAUUCAGGGUGGCAGCAAGCAAUGCCGCAGGGAUUGGGCCGCCCAGCGAGUCCACAGAGUGCCGCUUCGCCGUGGACCCAUGCAACCCUCCUACUGCACCCGGAUCCCCUGAAGUCAAAGACAAGACCAAGAAUAGUGUCACACUCACCUGGAGUCCCCCAGACAGGGAUGGUGGCAGCCCCGUCAAGGGUUACAUUAUUGAGGUUCACGAGGAAGGCUCCCAUGAUUGGAAAAGGGUGAAUCCUGAUGAAAAACUCCACCCAUCCACUGUGAUAACUGUUCCCAACCUAAAGGAGGGCAAGAAGUGUAAGUUCAGGAUCUACGCUGUGAAUGCUGCAGGCAGUUCGGAGCCUGCCAGGACUGCAGACGUCCUUGUUCAGGAUAUCCUUGUUGAGCCGACCGUGUCACUGGACGUGAGUGCCCACGACCUGCUGAACUGCAGGGCUGGAACCACAAUCAGGAUCCCUGCCAGCAUCAGCGGGCGUCCAACGCCUAAGGUAACCUGGACCUUCGACGGAACGGCCGAGACCGAGACAAAAAAGCAACUCCACACACUCCCCGUCGGCUCAGAGAUUCACUCCACCGACACAACCUCCGUGGUCAUCAUUCCUGAAUGCAAAAUGAACCACGCUGGCCGCUACAUCAUCAAUGCAGAGAGCCCAGCCGGACACAAAGUCGUCAAAGUGCGAGUCAACAUCCUUGAUCUUCCAGGACCUCCUCGGGACCUGAAGGUGAGCGACGUGACCAGAGGUACUUGCCGACUCACCUGGAAACCUCCAGAGAAUGAUGGCGGAGAGAGGGUGAAGAGCUACUUCAUUGAGAAGAAGACUGUGGUGGGAAAAGCCUGGACAAAGGUGAAUCCAUCCUGUGCUGCGCAGUCACUCGUGGUUCCAGACCUGAUUGAAGGUCAGGAAUACCUGUUCCGCAUCCGUGCCGAGAAUCGAUUCGGUUUUGGGCCCUACGUUGCAACCAUCGAGGGGACCACAGCCAGAGAUCCUAUACAUCCCCCAGAUCCCCCAACCAGGCUUAAAAUUGAAAGUGUGAGGAAGGGAACAGUGAGCCUCACAUGGAAGUCUCCCAAAAACGAUGGUGGAUCACCUGUAACUCACUAUAGUGUCGACCUACUCUGCUGGGAUGCCAGUGGGACUCAGAAAGAGUCUUGGAGGAGGUGUAACAGGAGGGACAUUGAUAUCACAACCUUUAAGGUGGAGGACCUGACAGAGGGUGAUGAGUACGAGUUCAGAGUGAUUGCUUAUAACCAGGCUGGACCGAGCCGACCAUCUUCUACUGCCGGGCCCAUUCUCAUUCGGGACCAGACCUGCGCUCCAUCCAUUGAACUAAAGGAGUUCAUGGAGGCCGAGCAAGGCAGUGACAUCGAGAUUGUGGCCAGGAUAUGCGGCUGCCCGUUCCCCACGCUCACUUGGUACAAGGCCCCACCUCACAAGUCAGACAGCAAGGCAGAGGUCUGCUACGAUGAGCACAUCAACAAGAUGGUGUCCGACGACAGCUGCACACUGUUGAUACAGCAGGGCAAACGUCCUGACACCGGCCUUUACACACUCGUGGCCUCCAACAGCCUCGGCAAAGCCUCUAAAGAGAUGAGGCUCAACGUGCUUGGUCGUCCCGGUCCUCCCUCUGCUCCCAUUAAGUUUGAGGAGGUUGGGGCUGAGAGAAUUACUCUCUCCUGGCUGCCACCAAGUGAUGACGGGGGGUCCAAAGUCACCAAUUAUGUCAUCUGGAGGCGGGUGGCCAACAGAAAUACCUGGGUCCCUGUCACCAGCGAACCCAAAGAACGCAUCUGGACAGUGGAGAACCUGAUGGAGGGCCACGAGUAUGUUUUCCGCAUUAUGGCCCAGAACAAGUAUGGUGUCGGCGAACCGCUAGACAGUGAUCCCGAAGUCGCCAGAAACCUCUAUACUGUGCCCGGACAAUGCGAAAAGCCAACAGUGUCCGGCAUCACCCUGGACUCCAUGACCGUGACUUGGGAGGAGCCCGAAGACGACGGCGGCACGCCAAUCACCGGUUACUGGUUGGAGCGCAAGGAGACCACCGGGAAACGCUGGGCACGUGUCACCCGUGACCCUAUCAGACCCAUGGGCUUGGGUGAAUCAUGUACAGUGAACGGACUCAUUGAGGGUUCCGAGUACAUCUUCAGAGUUACGGCUAUCAAUGCUGCGGGACCUGGACUCCCCAGCGUUCCGACUGAUCCCAACUUUGCCAGAGACCCCAUCUCCCCGCCCUCUCCUCCAACACCAAAGGUUUCAGAUUGGACAAGGUCAACCGUGGAUCUGGAGUGGAUCCCCCCGCUGAAAGACGGAGGCUCCAAAAUUCUCGGCUACUGGGUGGAGUACAAGGAGGAAGGCACAGAGGCUUGGGUCAAGGCCAAAGACACAGAAAUCCGUGGCACCCGUUUUGUGAUUGCUGGUCUGAAGAGUGGCGGUCAGUUCAGGUUCAGAGUCACGGCCUUCAACCUCGCUGGUGUUAGUGAACCAGGUGAAGUUCUUGAGGUGCUGGAGCUCAGCGACAGAAACGUUGCCCCUGAGGUUGAUUUGGAUGCCUCGGUCAAGGAGAGGUUGGUGGUCCACGCCGGUGGGGUGAUCCGGAUCAUCUGUUACGUGUCUGGUCAGCCAUCACCAGAAGUCACCUGGAGCAGGGAUGGAAUGGCUCUACCCCCUGAGGCCAAGGUGGAGACAACAGCCAUCAGCUCAUCUUUGGUCAUCAAAGGGUGUACCAGAAGGCAUCUCGGCAUCUACACACUGACUGCAAAGAAUGCCGCAGGGGAGAAGACGAAGAACGUCACAGUGGAAGUGCUGGACGUUCCUGGGCCCGUAGGCAUCCCUAUGAUUGCAGAGAACUUGAGCAAUGAUUCCUGCAAGAUCAACUGGUACUUCCCAGAGAACGACGGCGGUUCUCCCAUCAGUAAUUACGUGAUCGAGAAGCGUGAAGCCGAGAGAAAAGCCUGGACGUCGCUCUCGUUCACCGCCAGCAGACAGAAUGCCGUGGCUACCGGCCUCACCUCGGGCCAAGCGUAUUUCUUCAGAGUUGCCGCCGAGAACGCCAUUGGCAUCGGACCCUUCAUGGAGACGGCGGCCGAGCUCAUCGUCAAGGAACCAUUGAGUGUGCCUGACCGACCCGAGGAGCUCGAGGUGACCAAGGUCACCAAAGAUUUGAUCAGUAUCACAUGGAGAGCCCCUAAGUUUGACGGUGGCUCAGAGAUCGUCAUGUAUGUCUUGGAGGCUCGUUUGAUUGGGAAAGAAAAGUUCACUCGAUUGACCAAGGAAAAGCUGAUGGAAAGGAAGUACACUUUUGACGGAUUGAAGGAGGGCGACACCUAUGAGUUCCGAGUUAGCGCUGUCAAUGAAGUCGGGCAGGGUAAACCCUCAUUUUGCUCCAAACCAGUCACCUGUAGGAAUGAACUCGAGCCACCGACUAUCGAGUUGGACUUCCGCGACAAACUCAUCGUCCGUGUCGGCGAGAGCUUCCUGCUGCAGGGUCGCUACACCGGCAAGCCUUCUCCAUCCAUCGUGUGGUACCGAGACGACGAAGAGCUGAAGGCCGAUAAGCACGUCAUGUUCAAGAAUACGCUGACCACAAUGUCGCUGGGUGUGAUGAAGGCACAGCGCCACCACAGCGGUCGAUACGUGGUGGCGGUGGAGAACAGCACCGGGUCCAGAAAGGGAGUCUGCAACGUCACAGUUGUCGACCGUCCAUCGCCUCCCGUGGGUCCAGUUGUCUUUGAGGAGGUGCACCGUGACUACAUGGUAAUCUCUUGGAAACCUCCUCUGGACAGCGGCGGCGUAGAGAUUUCCAACUACAUCAUUGAGAAAAGGGACGCAAACAGAGAAAUGUGGACCACUGUCACUUCAGCAAACACCAAGACCACAUGCAAGAUCCCCAAACUGACAGAGGGAAGAGAGUACAUCAUGAGAAUCUGUGCUGAGAACAUGUAUGGUAUCAGUGACCCACUGGACUCUGAGGAGAUGAGAGCAAAAGACCUCUUCAGAGUUCCAGAGGCCCCUGAGAUUCCGACCGUCAGGGAGGUGUACGCUACCAACGCACUGGUGCUCUGGAACCGGCCCCGUGAUGGAGGAAAGCCCAUCACCAACUAUAUACUGGAGAAGAAGGAGCCCACUGCCAAGAGGUGGUCAAGAGCAACAAGAGAACCCUUGUACCCUGCUACUCAGUAUCGAGUCCAGGACCUGGUGGAGGGGUGUGAAUAUGAAUUCCGUGUGAUGGCUGAAAAUGAGCUCGGAACCGGAGACCCGAGUGAACCCUCAAAGCCCAUUCUUGCCAAAGAUCCCAUCGUGCGCCCUAGUCCUCCAGUGACCCCCGAGGCCUACGACAAGACAAAAGAAUCUGUGAGUCUCAAAUGGCAGAAGCCGCGCCAUGACGGAAAAGGACGGAUAUUUGGCUACCUGGUCGAGUACCAGAAGCCAGGUUCCAUUGAGUGGAUUCAGGCUAAUGAACAUCCAGAGCAGUGCCCUGACCUGCACUAUGUAGUCACAGGGCUGAGUGAUGGCCAAGAGUACGCCUUCCGGAUCUACACUGUCAAUGCCGCCGGCAAAUCUGACCCAGCCUAUGUCAAACAGACUGUCAAGGUUCAUGACAGACUGGAGGCACCAGAGUUGCUGCUGGAUGCUAACAUGGUGCGUGACCAUCUGGCCAUGCUGGGCACAGACAUCACCUUGAGUGCAACGAUCAAGGGUGUGCCCACGCCCACUGUUACCUGGAAGAAAAACGAUGGCCAAAUGCCAGCUCAUAUCACUGUCGCUGUCACGUCCGCCGGUAGCAAAAUCCUCAUCCCCAAGUGCGUCCGUCCCGACUCCGGCAACUACUCUCUCACGGCGGAAAAUGCUGCCGGAAAGAAAACGGCCAUGGUUGCUGUUCUGGUUCUGAACAAACCAUCACCGCCGAGAGACCUGGCGGUCUCCGAGGUGACCAGCGAGUCCGCUUACUUGACGUGGAAAGCUCCUGAGGACAACGGCGGUGCUGUUGUCUCCCAUUACGUCGUGGAAAAGAAGGAUGUCGCCGCUGAGCAGUGGGUCCCGGUCUCCGCGUCCAACAAGAAGCGCAGUUUGAUGGCCAUGUAUCUGAUGGAAGGAAUCCAGUACCUGUUCAGAGUGGCAGCCGAAAACCAGUUUGGCAGGAGUGAUUAUGUGAUCACAAAAACUCCCAUCAAGGCUGUUGAUCCACUCUAUUCACCUGGCCCCCCAAAGUACCUACACCACACUGAUGCAGACAAGACAGAGGUGUGGUUAGAGUGGGAGUGGCCCGAUCGCAACGGGGGAAGUGAAAUCACAGGCUUCAUCGUUGAGUACCAGGAAGAGACUCAACCAGAUUGGGUUUCCUAUAAGACCGUCAGCAGUAACCAUGCGCAUGUCAGCGGUCUCGGGGAAGGCAAGACCUACCGCUUCCGGGUCAUGGCUCAGAACGCUAUUGGCAUGAGUCGUCCUGACACCAGUGUUCCCGUCACCUGUCAGGAAAAGACACUACCCCCCGCCAUUGAAGUCGAUGUGAAGCUUAUCGAGGGUAUUGUUGUGAAGGUAGGCAGCACUAUUGUACUGCCUGCCAAGAUGAAGGGGAUCCCCAUCCCCACUGCCAAGUGGAUGACAGAUGGCCAGGAAAUUACAUCAGAAGGUCACUAUAAGAUAGAAUCCACUGGAUCCACCUCCACUCUCACCAUACCAGAAUGCAAGAGAGGAGACACGGGCGAGUACAUCCUCACUGUGUCCAACCCUGCAGGCAGCAAGACUGUCGCUCUGCACGUCACUGUGCUUGAUCUUCCAGGGGCACCCGUCGGACCAAUCAACAUCUUAGAAGUAACCCCUGAUCAUAUGAUGAUACAAUGGAGGCCACCCAAGGAUGACGGUGGUACCCCCAUCACCAACUAUGUUGUUGAAAAGAAGGAUGUGAAGAAAUCUUGGGAGCCUUGGUCGGUUGUAAGUUCGAGCGGUAUCGGUACCAAAGCUAAGGUGUCACGCCUGGAGAAGGGUCGUGAGUACGUGGUUCGUAUCCGUGCCGAGAACAAGAUCGGAAUUGGUGCCGGACUUGAGAGUCCCCCGACCAUUGCCAAGCGCAUGUUCAACCCUCCCGGUCCACCGGGCCUCCCGGUGUGCUCUGAUAUCACAGAGAAUGCUGUGACAGUGGAAUGGUCCCUGCCUGACCACGACGGAGGUAGUCCUAUCAGUGGCUACGUGAUUGAACGCCGAGAGAUGACAGGGAAGUGGAUUCGUGUCAAUAAAACUCCCGUGCUGGAUCUCAGAUACAGGGUUUCUGGCCUACUUGAAGGCAACAGCUAUGAAUUCAGAGUAUUUGCUGAAAACAUUGCCGGUGUCAGUGAGCCAUCGCUCACCUCUGAUCCCAUCAAGGCGACCCGGCCCAUCACCAAGCCGGGACCUCCUGGAAAUCCUAAACUAAAGGACUGGAGCAAGUUGUAUGCGGAUAUCUGCUGGACCAAACCCACAAGAGAUGGUGGCAGCCCUAUCCUGGGCUAUGUUGUAGAGAUUCAAAAGUCAGGAUCUGCUCAGUGGGACAGGGUUAACAAGGAACUCGUCAAGAUGUGUGCCUACAGAGUACCAGGUUUCAUUGAAGGUAUGGAGUACAGGGUCCGAAUCAGAGCCACAAACAAGGUCGGAGAGAGCGAACCCCGGGAACUGAGCGAGACCAUCUUGGCGAAGGACAUUCUCGUUCCUCCAGAGGUUGUUGUUGACGUAUCGUGCCGUGACUCUCUGAGUGUAAGGGCAGGACAGAUCAUCAGUUUGAUGGCCAGAGUUAAGGGCAGACCUGACCCAGAGAUCGCCUGGACCAAGGACGCCAGAGCCUUGUCUCGAGACAAACGCACGAUGCUGAACAACAACUAUCCUCUGUGUGAAUUGGUCAUUAAUGAUGCCGUCAGGUCCGAUUAUGGUAAAUACGCCGUUGUUGCCAAAAACAGCAGCGGACAGGCACAAGCCACCAUUAUUGUCAAUGUCCUGGACACACCUGGAGCUUGCCAAAAUAUAAAGGUGGCUUAUGUGACCAAGAACUCUUGCAUGGUGUCUUGGGAGAAUCCAGAGGACAAUGGAGGCACAGAGAUCACCCAGUACAUAAUUGAGAGCCGACAACCGAGCCAGAGGGGGUGGACGGUAAUUUCCAAUGACUGUACAAAGCGUCUGAUGAAGGCCCCUCUCUCGGAGGGCUGCGAGUACUUUUUCCGCGUUAGUGCCGAAAACAAGAUCGGUGUUGGACCGCCCACAGAGACCAAGACGGCCGUUUUGGCGAUUGACCCCAUUGAGAAACCUGGUGAACCGAUCGACUUCCAUAUAGCGGAGAUUGGAAAGACCUUCUGCUUCCUCAAAUGGAAGAAGCCCGACUACGACGGCGGUAGUCGUAACCUGGGUUACCACGUGGAGAAGAAGCCAAAGGAGGCUGAAGAGUGGGAGAGACUUCAUAAAGGUGCAAUUAAAGAGACUCACUUUAUGGCUGACAGGUGCAUUGAAAACCAGGUCUACCAGUUCAGAGUUCAGACGAAAAAUGACGGCGGUGAAAGCAAAUGGGUGACCACAGCAGAAGUCGUCAUCAAGGAGCAGCUUGUAGAGCCAGAGAUCAAAAUCAAACUGGAUGGAAACCUCGUGGUAAAGGCAGGGGACUCAAUUCCCAUCGAGGCAAUGGUCAAAGGCAAACCCCAACCUGAUGUCAAAUGGACAAAGGAUGAUGGCACCGGGGAGCUCAAAAAGGGCUCCAGGCUUCAGAUCGAAACCGGUGUUGACUUCUCAAAGCUGCUUCUGACUACAGCUCGGCGUACAGACAGUGGCAAAUAUGUCGUCACUGCAGCCAACAGGGCAGGAACAUGCUCCGCGCAUGCCAAGGUCAAUGUAUUGGACAGACCCGGCCCGGUCAGUGACCUUAAGGUGUCAGGCGUUAACACUGACAGGUGCCAUUUGGCAUGGAACAUUCCAGAGGACGACGGAGGCUGCGAGAUCUAUAACUACAUCAUAGAGAAAUGUGACACCAAGAGGGGUGUCUGGUCCGUUCAUUCAAAUGCCGUCAUCACCAACAAGGCCAACGUGACUCGUCUCGUUGAGGGAAAUGAAUAUAUCUUUAGAGUUCGUGCAGAGAAUAAAAUGGGUCCUGGCCCUGCUGUGGAGAGCGAGGCCAUUGUCGCCGGCACCAAGUUUAGUGUUCCAGGAGCACCUGAGGCACCGGAGGUCACCAGAAUUUCCAAGGAGGAGAUGACAGUGCAGUGGUCAGAGCCUGACACAGAUGGAGGGAAGCCAGUCACUGGUUACAUGUUGGAAAAGAAGGAGGAGCAUGCUGUAAGGUGGUCCACCAUUAACAAGGAGGCAAUCCCAACGACGUGCUUCACCGUAACAGGAUUGCUGCCCCUGCACGAAUACCAAUACAGAGUGAAAGCUGUCAAUGAAAUUGGAGUCGGCAGUGCAAGCAAACCCUCGCGUGCCAUCUUGGCAAAGGAUGCAAUCGAGCCUCCUGCACCACCCACCAACUUGAAGGUCUUGGACAGCACCAAGUCCACUGUAACUCUAGGAUGGACCAAGCCUGUGUCCGAUGGUGGAGCGCCCAUCAUUGGCUACGUUGUUGAGAUGAGGGUGAAGGGAAGUCCCAAGAAAGGAGAUGAUAGUUGGAAACGCUGCAACGUGGCUGCUCAGCUUGUCUUUUGUGAGUUCACAGUCACGAGUCUUGACGAGAAACUUCUGUAUGACUUCAGAGUGUCAGCUCAGAACCAGGUGGGCAUGAGUCUGCCUUGUGACCUGGGAACAGCUGUGAAUCCCAAGGAGAUACUUGAGGCACCAGAAAUCGACUUAGAUGCCAACUUAAGACAGGGACUAACAGUGAGAGCUGGGUGUCCCAUCAGACUGUGCGCGACCAUCAGAGGAAGACCUCCUCCCAAAGUCACUUGGAGGCGGAUGGGCAUUGAUAAUGUAGUCAGGAAGGGUCACGUCGACAUCAUCGACACGAUGACCUUCUUGGUCAUUCCGGAUAGCACGCGGGAUGACUCUGGCAAAUACUGUUUGACUGUGCAGAGUCAAGCUGGAGAAAAAGCUGUGUUCGUCAGCGUCAAGGUCCUCGACACCCCAGGACCUGUGAUGAGUCUGGAGGGCUCUGACAUCAGACAGACAUCAGCAAUGCUGUCGUGGAACCCUCCAGAGAUCGACGGCGGCAGUGAGAUCACUCACUAUAUCGUCGAGAAGCGUGAAAUUGAUCGCAAGACGUGGGCGACAGUCAAGGCCGAAGUGGAGAAAGACAAGGUUCCCUUUAAGGUCAGCAGUCUCGUGCCAGGCACAGAGUACUACUUCAGAGUGACUGCUGUCAACGAGUAUGGUUCAGGAGUUCCCCGGGUGUCACCCACUUCCUACUUAGCCUCGGAUCCUGUCAACAAACCUGAUCCGUGUGAGAAGAUUGAAAUUCUUGAGAUCACAAAGAACAGUGCCACAAUUGGCUGGGUGAAGCCCGCAAGGGAUGGCGGGGCAAAGAUUGAUGGUUACGUGAUUGAGUAUAUCGAAGUCAAACCUCCUCCACAACCCCCAGCACCAGUGGAGACCCCAGAACAAGGGACUUCAGUAAUGAAAGUGGAGGCCAAGGAGCCUGAGAAGGAGGUGUGGAAUGCCUAUACCACUGUGAAGGGACUGAGCAUCAGCAUCAGUGGUCUGAAAGAGGGCAAGAGGUACAAGUUCAGAGUGGCCGCCAAGAACAUCAUGGGUUUGAGCUUAUUCACAGAGACCAGGGAGCCAACUGAGAUCAAGGAACAAAUGUUGGAGCCAAAGAUUGUCAUGCCAGACAUUGUCAGUGAAAGAGCUGGAGCCAAACUCCGAGUUGAAGCUGUCAUUUCUGGAAAACCUUCUCCAACCUGCAAGUGGAUUUGUGGCGACGUGCCACUGGUCUCCUCAAGCCGUCUGGCCAUGCACCAUUCUGGCAAUUUGUGUGUCUUGAUUAUAAAGGAUGUCUCAAGGACAGACAGCGGAGACUACAGCCUUGUGGCUGAAAACAGCUCUGCAAAGACGGUCCAGUCUCUCAAUAUUAUCAUCAGAGAUAUUCCUGGACCUCCUGCGGGUCCCGUGGAGAUCAGUGACAUUGACUCGGAUGCCUGCUCUCUGUCUUGGAGCCAACCGCUGGAGGACGGCGGCAGCAAAAUCACAAAUUACGUGGUGGAGAAAUGCGAUGUCAGUCGAGGUGACUGGGUUAACGCUGUGUCCUCCGGCCAGAAGACAAGCUGUAGGCUGGGCAAACUCGUUCCCGGGAAAGUGUACAUGUUCCGCAUCCGGGCUGAGAACCGCUACGGCGUGUCGGACCCUAUGCAAUCUGAUAGGAUGAUUGCCAAGUUUCCUUUUGAUGUUCCCAGUGAACCUCUUAAGUGUCACAUAAACAAGACUAACAAGGACUGCAUGUUUGUGGCCUGGGAUAAGCCUGAGAGUGACGGUGGCAGCCCCAUCACAGGUUACUACAUUGAGCGUAAAGAAAGGAACAGCCUUCUCUGGGUGAAAGCCAAUGACACUGUCGUACGCACCACCGAGUACCCCUGUGCCGGCCUGAUUGAGGGCCUCGAGUAUACCUUUAGGGUCUCAGCCAUCAAUCGUGCUGGUCAGGGCAAGCCAAGCACAAAGACUGAUUUUGUAACUGCCAGAACACCCAUUGACACCCCUGGGAAACCAGAAGUUGUGGACAUGACCAAGAACUCGGUAACGCUCGUUUGGGGCCGGCCCAAGAACGACGGUGGCAGCAAGAUCAUCGGCUACUAUGUCGAGGCCAUGCGUGUGCCUGGAGACGCAUGGGUGCGUUGCAACACUGUUUGCCAGAAUGUCCCCAGGGAGGAGUACACUGCGACUGGCCUGGAGCGAGACGUACAGUACCAGUUCAGAGUCAUUGCCAAAACAGCCGUCAACAUUAGCAAACCCUCAGAGCCCACAGACCCGAUACUGGUCUGUGCUGAGAACGUGCCUCCGAGGGUAGAACUUAAUCCCAGGAUGCAGAAAGGCUUGAAGGUGAAGGCCGGGGCCUCGGUUCUCCUUGAGGCUGAGGUGUUUGGUAAACCGAUGCCCAAAGUCACAUGGAAGAGAGGCGAUGAUAGUCUGAGGUCAAGUCAAGGGCAAGUCAUCACCCAACAGAGAAACCAUUUCCAAAUGGAGAUGCUCUCAGUCACCAGGGAGGACACUGGGGUCUACACCAUUCUUGCAGAGAAUGCCAGUGGCUCCAAGACCGCUGACAUCCAUGUUACCGUUUUGGAUGUGCCUGGUCCACCCGCCAGUUCCAAAUACAUUGAAGUGUUUGCUAAUAGCAUAAAAUUGUCCUGGGAGCCGCCGCUGAAGGAUGGUGGAGCCCCGGUUACCAAUUAUAUUUUGGACAAGCGUGAGACCAGCCGGGCAACUUGGGCUCUGGUCACCUCAAAGAUCAAGGGUGAAGAUCUUGAACUAAAUGUGCAGAGGCUGAUCGAGGGUCAUGAAUACCAGUUCCGAAUCCGUGCUGAGAACACGUGGGGAGUUGGAGACAGUCUCAUAACUGCCCCUAUCAUUGCCAAGAACCCAUUCACUGUUCCUGGACAGUGUGAGGCCCCAGUGAUUACCAACGUCACCAAGGAUGCAAUGACAGUGAGCUGGAAGGAGCCAACCGAUGACGGAAAGUCCGCCAUUCUGGGUUACAUGCUCGAGAAGAAGGAAACCAAAGAGAUGAACUGGACCAAGAUGAACAGGAAACCCUUAAUGGAACGGACUUUAGAUGCCACAAGCCUUAGCGAGGGAGUGGAAUAUGAAUUCAGAGUCAUUGCUGUUAAUUUGGCAGGACUUGGAAAACCCAGUGAGCCCUCAGAUGCUGCCACUGCACAAAAUCCCAUCACUCCCCCGGGCCCUGUACUCGACCCACGUGUGAGUGACACCACCUACAGCACCCUAAGCCUCAGCUGGAAGGCUCCGGCCAACAAUGGUGGAAGUCAGAUCUUGGGAUAUCUGGUGGAGUGCAAGAGGACAGAUACGGCAGAUUGGAUCCGAUGCAAUGUUCCCAAGAACUUGCAGGACACCAACUACACCAUACAAAACCUUAUGCACAAGGCUGAGUACCAGUGUCGUGUCACCGCUGCCAAUAAGGUCGGCUUCGGUGAACCGGUUGAAGUGCCUGGCAAGCACAUCGCAAAGGACAUCAUAGUACCCCCGGAGGCGGAGCUGAGUGCUGAGUUGAAGGAGGGCCUGGAACUGCGAGCUGGCGCCACCAUGAAGCUUCAUGCCACAAUCAAGGGUCACCCCGUGCCCAAGGUCAUAUGGGCCAAGAUGAACACCAACAUCAAGGAUCGCCAAGGCAUUGUCAUCAAGUCCACAAAAAGUGACACCACUGUGGUGGUGGAGAAUGUCAACAGAUAUGAUGCAGGCAAAUACAUUCUCAACCUGGAGAGUGUGGCCGGUAUGAAGAUGUACACCGUCAUCGUCAAGGUGCUCGACACUCCUGGGCCACCAAUUAACCUGGUGGUAAAAGAGACCACAAAGGACAGUGCCUCCAUCUACUGGGAUGCUCCUCUUCUAGACGGGGGCUAUGAAGUCACCCACUAUAUUGUGGAAAAGCGAGACACUGAGAGGAAGGCCUGGUCUACGGUCUCCAACAAUUGUACCAAGACAACUUUGAAGGUGUCAGACUUGAAUGCCGGACGCUACUACUAUUUCCGAGUGUCAGCCGUCAAUCUGCUCGGCGCCGGAGAGUGCUGCGAGACCCCCGACUCGGUCAGAGCAUCUGAGGAGCCUGGUCCUGUCAUUGACUUCAAGACCUUGCUGGUUACCAAGGACUCUUGUACGCUCAGCUGGAGGAAACCUCUGACUGAUGGCGGCAGCCGCAUUAUCUGCUAUGUGCUCGGGGUUCUCAAUGGCGACGACAAGUACAAGGAGUUGAUGAGGUCUAAGAACAUGCAGUACAGCGCCAAGGAUCUGGUCGAAGGCAAAGAGUACAAGUACAGCGUCAAAGCUGUGAAUGACACUGGGGAGAGUGCCACCAAGGAGCUGACAGUAGUUGCCAAGGACCAACUCAUUCAUCCUACUUGCGACUUGAGGGAACUUCCCGACAUGUGUUACGUGGCCAAAGAGGGCAGCACGGUGCGUCUGAAGAUUCCAAUCAUGGGCAAACCAACGCCCAAGGUGUCAUGGAAGAAGGGGGAGGAUGAAGACUUGACAGACACGGGACGUGUUUGUGCAGAAUCUUCGAGCGUCAACACCACUCUCCUGAUAAGGGAUUGCCGAAGAAGUGACGCCUCAAAAUACACAAUCACCCUGAGGAAUAGCGCUGGCAGCAAAGAGUCUAGCAUUUUCAUCAGGGUGGUGGGAAAGCCUGGCAUCCCCGUAGGACCCAUCAAAUUCAAGGAUAUAACUGCAGACGGAGCCACACUGAAGUGGGUGGCGCCAAAAGACGAUGGGGGCUCAGACAUCACAAAUUACAUUCUAGAGAAGAGAGACUCGGUCACCAAUAUGUGGGUGACUGUCUCUUCUCUGGUGGAAAAGAGCACCAUGAGGGUGACUGGUCUCCAUGAGGGCACGGAAUAUAUUUUCAGAGUGUGUGCUGAAAACAAGUAUGGCGUUGGAGAGGGGCUUAAGUCGGAACCUGUGAUUGCAAAACAUCCAUUCAACGUUCCCGACGCUCCUCCUCCACCUCAGGUCAUGAGUAUGCGCCAUGACUCUGCUUACCUUGCCUGGUCUGACCCCAGGAAGACUGGAGGAUCUCCCAUCACAGGGUAUCACGCCGAGUUCAAGGAGAGGAAUAGUAUGUUGUGGAAGAGGGCAAGCCCAACGGCCUUGAGAAUGAAGGAGCACAAGGUGACCGGGCUGACCGAAGGCCUCGAGUACGAGUUCAGGGUAAUGGCCAUUAACUUGGCUGGCAUUGGCAGACCGAGUCCUCCCACUGAUCCACGAGUUGCCCUUGAUCCAAUUGAUGCUCCAGGCAAACCAGACGUAAUCAGCGUCACCAGGAGCACCGUGACUCUUCGGUGGGCUGAGCCACAGUUUGAUGGCGGCCAUAGGCUGACGGGUUACAUUGUGGAGAGACGUGAUCUCCCCUCUAAGAUCUGGGUGAAGGCCAACAGCGUGAACGUUGCAGAGCCCGCAUACACGGUCACUGAUCUCCAGGAGGGCUGCAAAUAUGAGUUCAGAAUACGAGCAAAGAACGCAGCCGGUGCCCUGAGUCCGCCGUCCGAACAGACGGAUACUAUUAUCUGCGUGGAUGAAUACGCUUCACCAACCAUUACCAUCGAUGCACAGGUGAUGGAGGCCGGUGUGACCGUCAGAGCUGGGGAAACCAUUGUGGUCACCGCCACGAGUAUUCUCGGCAAGCCCGCUCCGACCUCUUGCUGGUCGAAAGGAGGAAAGUACCUGAAGCCCUCAGACAUAGUCAAUAUUGAGACCACCGCAUCCUCCUCCACCCUGUCAAUAAAAUACGCCACAAGGAAGGACUCCGGGGACUACAUCAUCACUGCAAGCAAUCCCUUUGGGGUGAAGGAGGAAACGGUUAAGGUUAAGGUUCUGGAUGUUCCAGCUGCUCCCGGUCCCAUCGAAUGCAGCAGUGUCUCGUCCGAGAAGGUCAUCUUGACGUGGACAGCGUCUCCAGAAGACGGAGGGUCUCCUAUCAAGUACUACACACUAGAGAAGAGGGAAACCAGUCGCCUUCUCUGGACAGUUCUGGAAGAGAAGGUCGUCGACUGUCAUUAUGUGGCCACCAAACUCAUCCAGGACAAUGAGUAUAUCUUUAGAGUUUCUGCUGUGAACCAGUACGGCAGCAGUGAGCCAGCUCACUCUCAGCCUGUCAAGAUGGUCGAUAGAUUUGGUCCUCCUGGUCCACCAUCAAAACCAGAAGUUGACAAAGUGGAUGGGCACUCAGCGACAGUGACGUGGAGAAGACCCACUGAAGACGGUGGAAGCGAUAUCAUCGGCUACUGUGUCGAGAAGAAGGAGAAAAGGGCCAUGAGGUGGAUCAGGGCCUCUAAAAAAUCUGUCGUUGACCUCAGCUAUGAGGUCACUGGACUGACCGAAGGCUUACAGUACGAGUUCCGUGUUGUUGCUGAGAACAAAGCUGGCUUUGGAGAGCCAAGUGAACCAUCAAUGCCAGUCACAACAGUCAUUGCUACCUAUGUCCCUGGACCGCCAGUAAAUCCAAGGGCUACAGACACUACCAAGACCACUGCCACUCUCAACUGGGGGAAACCCCUGGAUAACGGCGGUCUCAACAUCACUGGCUAUGUAAUCGAGCAUAGAAAGGAAGGAACAGAGGAGUGGGUUAAGGACACGCCAUCGUCUACGCUGAAAAUCACAGAGUUUGUUGUUCCUGGGCUUGAAAAUGCAAGCAAGUACCACUUCAGAAUUAGUGCAGUAAAUGCUAAGGGCACAGGUGAACCCACAGAAACUCAGGAACUGGUUGAGGUAGUGGAGCGUGCAGCUGAACCUGAUUUGGAACUGGACAUGGAACUAAGGAGAACUCUUGUUGUCAGGGCUGGUUGCUCCAUUCGCCUCUUUGUGCCCAUCAAAGGGCGCCCUACACCGACAGUCACCUGGACCAAGGAGGGCAGUCCUGUGCCACGUGCUGUCAUUGACAGUACUGAGUCAUUUACAAUGUUGGUCAUUCCAGAAAGUGCAAGGAAUGAUGGCGGUAAAUAUGAGCUUACCCUCGAAAAUGCCGCUGGAAAAAAGACAGCAAAUAUUCAUGUGAGAGUUCUGGAUUCACCUGGGCCUCCUCUCAACCUGAAACCAGUCCAAAUCGAUAAAGAAUCAAUUGUCCUUUGGUGGGAGAUGCCUCUCAUUGAUGGUGGCGCCAAGAUCACAAACUACAUUGUUGAGAAGAGGGAAUCAACUCGUAAGGCUUUUGCCACUGUUGUCACGACCUGUCCGACGACUUCAGUCAAAAUUAGUGAUCUGUGCGAAGGCUGCGAGUACUACUUCAGAGUGUCUGCCGAGAACGAGUUUGGUGUCGGCGAAGCGGUCGAAACGCCCGACCCCCUCCGUGCCUCCCAGGCCCCAAGUGCUCCGGAAAGCGUAAUUCCAACUGAUGUCACCAAGAACUCUGUGAGUCUGGCUUGGACCAAACCCAAGCACGACGGUGGAAGCAGGCUGACCGGAUAUGUCCUCGAAGCCCAGAAGAGAGGAACUGAUCAAUGGGCCCACGUAACAAGCCUCAAGAACAUGGACUUCACUGUGAGGAAUCUCAAUGAGAAUGAAGAGUACACCUUCCGCGUGAUGGCAGUCAACCAAUCGGGAAGAAGUGCCCCACGGGAGAGCAAGUCUAUUGUUGUCAAGGAGUCGACCUCCCUGCCAGAGUUUGAUCUGCGCAGUGUAUGUCAGUCAACCGUAAUCGCAAAAGCUGGAGACGACAUCAAGGUUGAAAUUCCCACAAUGGGCCGUCCCAGGCCAGUGGUCACUUGGCAGAAGGACGGCACCGCCUUGAAGCUCACCCAGAGGAUUAACGUGGAGACGACUGCUGCAACUGUCAUCCUCGCCAUCAAUGAAUGUGCCCGAGCAGACAGCGGAGUGUAUACCAUGACAGGAAAGAACAUAGUUGGCAGUGUGGUGGAAAACAUCUUUGUCAAAGUCCACGAUGUUCCGGGGCCACCCAAAGGGCCAAUUACAAUCAACGAAAUUUCUCGUAACUACUGCAUCUUUGCAUGGGACGCUCCAGAGAAUGACGGGGGUGUUCCAAUUACUAAUUACGUGGUUGAGAUCAGAGACACCACCACGCAGACUUGGACAGAACUAACUUCCACUGCUAUUCGUACUAUGUUUAAAGCCAACCGUUUGACGACUGGCUCAGAGUACCAGUUCAGGGUUAAGGCGAAGAAUCGGUAUGGCGUAGGACCUCCCAUAACCUCAGAAUCAGUAGUGGCUGCCUAUCCGUUCAAAGUUCCCGGACCACCGGGCACACCCCAUGUGGUGGCGUUCACCAAAGACUCCAUAACAAUUGGCUGGAAUGAACCCGUUUCUGAUGGUGGCAAUGAAGUCAUCGGGUACCACAUUGAGAGGAAAGAACGAAGCAGCAUUAUGUGGCAAAAAAUCAGCAAAGGUCUGGUGAAAGGAAACGUACUGAAAUCGACAGGCCUUGAUGAUGGAGCCGCCUAUGAGUUCCGCGUUAUGGCAGAGAACAUGGCUGGAAUCGGCAAGCCCAGCAAAGCUUCCGAAGCAAUAAUGGCCUUGGACCCUGUGGAUCCCCCAGGUCAGCCUAUGCCUGUUUUUAUUUCCAAAAAUGUCAUCACCAUCAAGUGGUCAAAGCCCAACUAUGACGGCGGGUUCAAAAUUACUGGCUACACAGUGGAGAAGAGAGAACUCCCCGCCGGUCGCUGGAUCAGAGCAAACUUCACGAACAUCAUUGAGACAGCAUUCACCGUCAGUGGAUUGACACAAGAUGCAUCUUAUGAGUUCCGUGUCAUGGCCAGAAACUCAGCAGGAGCUGUAAGUGCACCGUCUGAGCCCUCGGACCCUAUUACAUGCAAGGACAGCAUCGUUGAGCCACGCAUCAUGGUGGACGCCAUCUUUAAGGAUGUGCUUUUGCUGAAGGCAGGAGAGUCCUUCAAGCUUGAAGCAGACAUUGCAGGCCAACCAACCCCAUCCAUGGUUUGGACCAAGAAUGAGAAAGAGGUUGAGAACACACUGAAACUGGACGUGAAGUUCAAUGAACUGACAACUAUACUGAGCAACAAAGAUUCCAUCAGAUCGGACGGAGGCGAAUUUGUUCUGACUGCCACAAAUGUAGGUGGAUUUUGCAAGCACAUCUUUAGAGUGAAAGUACUGGACAGACCCGGCCCACCAGUCGGACCUCUUCGGGUAUCGAAUGUCACGGCUGACAACUGCUUCCUAACGUGGGCCCCGCCUCUCGAUGACGGCGGUGCAAAGAUUGAAGGAUACGUCAUUGAGAAGCGGGAAUCUAGCAGACUUGUCUGGACCAAUGUUUCCUCAGACAUCCAGGUUACGGAAUACAAGGUGACAAAGCUUCUAAAAGGAAACGAGUACAUCUUCAGAGUGAUGGCGGUGAACAAAUACGGCAAUGGCGAACCUCUCGAUUCUGAGCCCAUUAUUGCCGACAACCCAUACACGGUUCCGGAUGUGCCUCAGAAUCCCCAGGUCACCGCUGUCACCAAAGAUUCAAUGGUCAUUAUGUGGCAGGUGCCAAAGAGUGAUGGUGGGACACCAAUCACAAAUUACAUCGUUGAGAGGAAAGACCGGGCAGGCCUCCGCUGGGUCAAGUGCAACAAGAAGAAGGUCAAAGAUCUGCAAUUCAAGGCAACAGGUCUUAUUGUUGGACACGAAUAUGAAUUUAGGAUUAUUGCAGAGAAUGCUGCUGGCCUCAGUGCCCCAAGCCUUUCCAGUCCAUUCUACAAGGCCAGUGACGCAUUGUACAAACCUGGGCCUCCGUGCAACCCCAGGAUCCUGGACACGACCAGGUCAUCUGUUACUGUGGCCUGGAACAAACCAUCCUAUGAUGGUGGCUCUGACAUCACCGGUUACAUUGUUGAGGACUGCAUCACAUCUGACAAGGAGGAGGAAGAGGAGGAGUGGACAAUUGUGACCCCCAAGGAAGGACUACUUGCAACCUCCUUCACCAUUGUCAACCUAACUGAGGGUCGGGAGUAUAAAAUCAAAAUCUCGGCUGUAAAUGGGGAGGGAAUUGGGGAACCUACAUCCAUACCUGGCAACGCCAAGGCUGAGGACAGACUCCUGCCCCCAGACCUCGAUUUGGACGCAGAACUUUGCAAGGUGAUCACCCUCCGAGCUUGCUGCACACUUAGACUGUUUGUUCCGAUCAGAGGCAGACCCCCUCCCCAGGCUAAUUGGACCAAAGAGGAUGGCCAACCCAUCGAGAGAGCCACUAUUGACACCACGACAUCCUACACAUCCCUUGUCAUUGGAAAUGUCAAUAGAUUUGACACUGGAAAGUAUCACCUCACAAUUGAGAACAGCUGCGGUUCCAAGACAGUCACGGUCCAGGUCAGGGUGCUCGACACGCCAAGUGCGCCACAGAAUCUAAAGAUUGACGCUGUAACAAAACAGUCUGUCACUCUCACUUGGGAUCCGCCAUCAAACGAUGGUGGAUCUAAGGUUAAGAACUACAUUGUUGAAAAGCGCGAGUCCACAAGAAAGGCUUACGCUACGGUCAGCACCAUGUGCCAUCACACCACCUUUACUGUCGAGCCGCUCCUCGAAGGAUGCAACUAUUACUUCAGAGUUUUGGCAGAGAACGAAUAUGGCAUCGGUCUGCCAGUUGAGACUGGCGAGUCCGUUAAAGUGUCUGAGAAGCCCCAACCCCCUGGUAAAAUCAGUCUGAAAGAUGUUACUAAGAAUAGUGUCACACUGUCGUGGGAAAAGCCAGAGCACGACGGCGGAAGCAGAGUCGGGUGCUAUGUUGUAGAGGUCCAACCCAAAGGCGUAGAUAAAUGGACACAGGCGGUGAUCGUGAAAGAAACGGAAGCUUGCGUCGGCGGCCUCAAUGCAGGUGAAGAAUACAUGUUCCGUGUAGCAGCGAGAAACGAGAAAGGAACAAGUGACCCUCGUCAAAUUGGCGUCCCUGUCAUUGUGAAAGAUCUCGUCAUUUCACCCGUCGUCAAAAUGUUGUUCAACACGUUCAGCGUGUUGGCAGGUGAGGAUCUGACAGUCGAGGUUCCGUACGUCGCCCGUCCCAAAGCGGCCGUCUCCUGGCUCAAAGACGGCCAGCCGCUUAAGAGAACAACCAGAGUCAACUUUGGUGCAACAGAAGCAAUGUUAAACCUAAGCAUAAAAGAGGCUUCCAAAGAUGACUUUGGACAUUAUCACGUUACCGUUGGCAACACAGCGGGGGAGGCAACGGCAGACAUCGGCAUUGUCGUACUGGACAAACCUGGUCAGCCCGGUGGUCCAGUUAAGGUUGAGGAGGUCACUUCUGACAGUGUGACUCUUUGCUGGAACCCGCCAGAGUAUGACGGCGGUUGCACAAUCAAAAACUACAUUGUGGAAAAGAGAGACACGUCCACAACUAACUGGACGAUGGUGUCCCCAAAGCUCGCAAGGACCAAAGUUAAAGCAGCCCGACUGAAAAGUGGCGCCGAAUAUCAAUUUAGAAUCACAGCGGAAAACCGAUACGGGAAAGGUCCGGCGCUCUUGUCAGAGUCUAUUGUAGCCCAAUAUCCGUACAAGCUCCCAGGACCACCAGCGACACCCUCCAUUGCAAUGUGCACAAAGGACAGCAUGACUGUGACAUGGAAUGAGCCUGUAAAUGACGGAGGUAGCGCCAUCUUGGGCUACCAUCUGGAGCGCAAGGAAAGGACCAGCAUCCUCUGGGUCAAACUGAACAAGUCACUUAUUACAGACCAGUCGUUCAAGACCACAGGCUUGGAACCACUAAUGGAAUACGAGUACAGAGUUUAUGCUGAAAACAUUGUUGGCAUUGGCAAAGCCAGCAAAGUGUCAGAAGGUCAUGUCGCCAGAGAUCCUUGUGACCCUCCAGGUACACCUGAGGCAACCAGGAUUACCAGGGAUUUGGUUCACAUCACAUGGACCAAGCCAGCGUAUGACGGCGGCGCCAAGAUCACAGGCUACACGGUGGAAAAAAAAGAGCUCCCCGAAGGCCGCUGGUCGAAGGCAAACUUCACGAAUGUCAUCGAGACGGAAUAUGUUGCAACUGGACUGGUGCAGGAUAACCAGUAUGAGUUCCGCAUUAUUGCAAGAAAUGCUUCUGGUGUUUUCAGUCUCCCCUCUUACAGCACUGGGCCCAUCACUGCAAGGGAUGAGAUUGAGCCCCCUCGUAUCAGCAUUGAUCUCGAGUACGCGCAGACGAUCGCGGUCAAAGCAGGAGACCAUUUUAAGAUUGACGCAGACGUCCAUGGCAAACCAGCGCCCUCUAUCACUUGGCUGAAAGGAGAGCAGGAAAUUGGAAGCACAAUACACAGAGAGGUUAAGAACACAGCAACCCACGCCUGUGUCACUGUCAAGGAAGCAAAACUCGCCGACGGAGGUGCCUAUACUCUGCUGUUGAAAAAUCCAGGAGGAGAAAAGUCCGUACAGGUGAAUGUGGUCAUUUUGGAUAAACCUGGAGAACCACAGGGACCUCUUACUGUAACAGAUAUAACAAAAGACCAAUGUUGCCUUUCAUGGAAAGCACCGAUACAAGACGGCGGUAGCAAAAUAUCGCACUACGUCGUCGAGAGGAGAGAAACAAGUAGACUCGUUUGGACUGUCGUGGAUCCAAAAGUGCCGAACACCUGCCACAAGGUUACAAAACUUCUGGAAGGGAAUGAAUACAUCUUCAGAGUCCAUGCUGUAAACGAGUAUGGUAGUGGUGUUCCGCUUGCAUCUGAACCGGUGAUGAUUGCAGAUCCUUACACAAUCCCUGGUUCACCCAAAAGCUUAGAGGUUGCAGAAGUGAAAAAGGAUUCAAUGGUGCUCACAUGGGAGGGUCCCAGUGAGAAUGGAGGCAGUCCUAUCACCACAUAUAUCAUUGAAAAGCAUGAUAAAGAAGGUGUACGGUGGACUCGAUGCAACAGGCAAGCUGUGUUGGAUUUGACAUUCAAGGCCACGGGUCUUCUGGAAAGCCACAGUUAUGAAUUCAGGGUUGCAGCAGAGAAUUCUGUGGGCAUCGGUGAGCCUACGUCGCCAACGGUAUUCUACAAAGCCCUCGAUCCGGUCUUCAGGCCUGGCCCGCCACAGAACCCUCGAGUUACAGACACAACGAGAUCAUCGAUAUUCCUGUCGUGGAACAAACCUAUCUGUGACGGUGGAUCGGAGAUACAGGGAUACAUCAUUGAGUACUGCAUUGCCACAGAGCGAGUCGCAGGUGGUGAGGCUCAGACUGAAGCCCCAGCUGCUGAGGUGCCUGCGGAAGGUUGGAUCAUGUGCACGCCGCCAACAGGUGUCAAGAAGACCAAAUUUGAGGUUGUAAACCUGAAAGAAAAUCAGGCUUAUAAAUUUAGAGUGUGUGCGAGCAACAAGGUCGGGGUUGGCGAACAUGCCGACGUUCCCGGGAUGGUCGUUGCCCAAGACAGAGCAGAUGAACCGGACCUUGACAUCGACCCAGAACUGAGAAAGAUUGUCACGAUUAAGGCGGGACUUUCACUUCGACUCUUUAUUCCAAUCAAGGGAAGACCCACGCCCAGUAUCAAGUGGGACAAAGAUGAUGCUCCACUCAAGGAGAAGGCUCAAGUUGAAGUCACCAGCAGUUACACAGCCCUUGUAAUUGACCAGAUGAGCAGAGCUGAUAGCGGGAAAUACACGAUCACUGCAGAGAAUUCCAGUGGAACCAAAUCUGCAUUUGUCGUCGUCCGGGUUCUUGAUACACCGAGCGCCCCUAUUAAUCUGACGGUGAAAGAAAUUACAAACCAAGCCGUGACACUUGCCUGGGAAGUACCUCUUUUAGACGGUGGUUCCAAAAUCAAAAACUAUAUUGUGGAAAAAAGGGAGAGCACCCGCAAAACGUAUGCUGCCGUGGUCACAAAUUGCCAUGCUCUUUCGUGGAAGAUUGAGCCACUCCAGGAGGGUUGCAGUUAUUACUUUAGAGUCCUUGCUGAGAAUGCACACGGUAUCGGUCUACCUGCAGUAACAGUCGAUCCGCUUAAGGUCUCAGAGGUGCCACAGGCUCCCAGGAGCUUGACUGUUACCGAUCAAACAAAUACAAGCAUCUCUUUAGCCUGGGAACAUCCGGAAUACGAUGGCGGCAGCAGAGUCAUCCAGUACUUGCUCGAGGUACAGCUUAAGGGACAGGAGAAGUGGUCUCGUGUCAACACGUACAAAACAAUGGAGACGACCGUUUCCAAUCUCAACCCAGGGGAGGAAUAUCUGUUCCGAGUUACAGCAAUAAAUGACAAGGGCAAAAGUGACCCCAGAGUCCUCUCUAGCCACGUCGUGACAAAGAACUUGACGUUUGAGCCCGAUGUGCGCCCUACCUUUAGCAGCUACAGCGUCCAUGUCGGUAAAGACCUAAAGGUUGAAGUGCCAAUCUUUGGACGCCCCAAACCAACAAUAGCGUGGACCAAAGAUGGAGCGCCUUUGAACUUCACUAGCAGAGUGAACAUUCAGAACACUCAGACUCAAACAAUUCUGAGCAUUAAGGAGGCGGCUGGUGACGAUGGAGGCAUGUACAGCGUUCAUGCCGCUAACUCUGCCGGAAAGAAAGAAGCCACCGUUGAAGUCAUAGUACUUGACAAGCCUGGGCCCCCAACUGGCCCAGUGAGAUUUGAUGAGAUUACAACACAGAGCGUGACUAUAUCAUGGGAUCCACCAAAACACAAUGGUGGUUGUCAGAUUUCAAACUACAUCGUGCAGAAGAGAGAGACCGUAACAACAACUUGGGAAAACGUCAACAAUAACUGUGCCAGAACCACAAUCAAAGUGCCAAGACUGAAGACUGGAGCCGAGUACCAGUUCAGAAUCAUUGCUCAGAACCGGUACGGAAAGAGUCACGGCCUCGAUUCCUCUGCUGUUGUUGCUCAAUACCCGUACAGAGAACCGGGCCCACCGGGCACGCCGUUCAUCUCUUCGCUCUCAAGAGAUCACCAGAUUGUGGAGUGGCACGAGCCCAUCUCGGACGGAGGCAGUCCGGUCCUCGGCUAUCAUCUUGAAAGAAAAGAGAGGAAUAGUAUUCUGUGGGUCAAAAUCAACAAGACACUCAUUUGUGAGACUUAUUACAAGAGCUAUCCCUUAGAGGAAGGCAUAGAGUACGAAUACCGGGUGUACGCUGAAAAUAUUGUAGGCACGGGACGGUCCAGUAAGGUUUCAGAGGGUUGCGUGGCCAGAGAUCCAUGUGAUCCUCCUGGUACGCCAGAAGCUAUCCAUGUGACCAAAGAUGCCAUUGUUAUCCAGUGGACCAAACCAGAAUACGACGGUGGCAGUAAUAUAACCGGCUACCUCGUGGAAAGGCGUGAUUUGCCAGAAGGCCGUUGGGUGAGGGCAAACUUCACUAAUGUGAUUGAGACCCAGUUCACUGCCACUGGCCUCACAGAAAAUUCCCAGUACGAGUUUAGAGUCAUAGCCAAAAAUGCCGUCGGCACUGUCAGCAAGCCAUCGUACAGCAGCGGACCAGUCACCGCCAGCGACAGGAUCGAGGCGCCCAACUUCUCUGUUGACCCUGCGUUCACCAAGACCAUUGUCAUCAAUGCUGGGGAGACAUUCAAACUGGACGCAGAUGUUCGUGGCAAACCACUGCCAGCAAUGCAGUGGUUCAAGGAUGAUGUUUCAAUUGAGAAUACACUCAGAAUUGCCUUGAAAAACACAGAAACCCACGCUAUGGCAGUCAUUAAAGAUUCUGUGAGAACAGACGGCGGAAUGUACACGCUACGGCUAGCAAACGAAGCGGGCACUGAAACCGUGCCGUUCAGAGUGUUGGUCUUGGACAGACCGAGCCCCUGCGAAGGACCCCUUCACGUCGCCGGGGUAGCUGAGGAUAGAUGCUCAUUAGUGUGGCACGCUCCUUUACACGACGGAGGAAGCCCCAUCACGCAUUACAUCAUUGAAAGAAGAGAGACGAGCCGUCUAGCUUGGACUGUUGUUUCUUCUAGCUGCACUAGCACGUGUUACAAAGUCACCAACUUGUUGGAAGGCAGUGAGUACAUGUUCCGUGUUAUGGCGGUCAACAGUUACGGCACUAGCAGCCCACUGGAAUCUGGCGCGGCCAUCAUGAAGAUUCCUUUUGUUCUUCCUGGUCCACCUCACAUUGAGGAUGUGACCAACAUUACUCAUGAUGGGAUGAGUGUUACUUGGACUUCCCCGGAGUCUGACGGUGGCAGUGAAAUUUUAAGUUACGUUGUUGAAAAGAAGGAUCGAGCGGGAGUGAAAUGGACCAGAUGCAACAGACAGAAAAUCACCGACCUUUCCUUCAGAGUCACUGGGCUAACCACCGGCCACGAGUACGAGUUCAGAGUGGCUGCUGAGAAUGUUGUCGGCUUGGGAGAGCCCAGUCUGCCCAGCUCUUACUACAAGGCAUGCGACCCCAAGUACAAACCCGGGUCCCCUGCAUAUGUCAACGUCGUCGAUUCGACACAGAGCUCAAUCACUGUGUCGUGGGGCAAGCCGCUGUCUGACGGCGGUAGCGCCAUUCAAGGAUAUAUUGUUGAAGUCUGCAAGGCUGAGGAAGAAGAAUGGACCAUGGUUACACCCCCCACUGGCUUGCGUGUCAGCAAAUAUGAGAUUCACAAACUGACAGAGGGUCAGGAGUAUAAAAUCCAGGUGUGCGCUCUGAACAAAGUCGGAGUUGGCGAGCCAGCCGUUCUCUCGGGAACCGCGAAACCAGAAGAAAGGCAUGAACCCCCACAGAUCCACUUGGAUUCUGAAUUGAGGAAGGGCAUAUCCGUGAAGGCCGGUGGAUCGGUUAGGAUCCAUGUCCCAUUCAAGGGCAGGCCGACACCCGAGAUUAAGUGGCUGAAGGGUGACGCAAACCUGAGUGAAAAGGCAUUGGUCGAAAAGAGUCUGACCUUCACACAACUGUCCAUUGACUCGUGUGACAAAUGGGAUUCAGGAAAAUACACUCUAACCCUGACUAACAGCAGUGGGUCUGUGUCAGAGUUUGUUACCCUUAAAGUCCUUGAUACGCCAGGAGCUCCGCAAAAUCUUGUAGUGAAAGAUAUUAAGAAGGACUCAGUCACUCUUGAUUGGGAUGCGCCACUAAUCGAUGGAGGUUCUAAAAUCAAGCACUAUGUCAUUGACAAACGUGAAUCCACCAGGAAGGCUUACGCAAACGUCUCAAGCAAAUGUACAAAGACAACAUUCAAGGUUGAGAACUUGAUAGAGGGUGCUAUGUACUACUUCAGAGUCAUGGCUGAGAAUGAAUAUGGCGUCGGCCAGGCAAACGAAACAAAGUCAGCUUCAAAGGCGUCCGAGGUACCGCUUCCUGUCGGGAACAUCUCCCUUGUCGACGUCACCAAAGCCAGUGUGUCAUUGGCCUGGGAAAAACCUGAGCAUGAUGGAGGUAGCAGGAUUGGUGGCUACCUUAUUGAGAUGCAGCCCAAGGGUACGGAGAAGUGGGGUGUUGCUAUGAACACAAAGACAUGCGAAGGCACGGUCACAGGCCUCACAAACGGAAUGGAAUAUCUGUUCCGUAUCAUUGCUUACAACGAGAAGGGAAAGAGUGAGCCAAAGGCACUCGUGACACCCGUUGUUGCCAGUGACAUGACCUUGGAGCCAAGCAUUAAGAUGCAGUUCAACACUUAUAGUGUGUUGGCAGGAAAAGACCUGAGCCUGACUUUUCCUAUACUUGGCAGGCCCAAACCCAAGGUCACCUGGGCAAAGGAUGGUCAACUGCUGAAGGUGACCUCCAGAGUCAAUGUGGUGAACACGCUCGCAACAACGGGGAUCCAGAUAUCUGAAGCGUGCAAAGAGGACUUUGGAAAGUACUCCAUCACAGCCAACAACGCCGCCGGCACAUUUAUCGCUCACAUGGAUGUCAUUAUUCUCGAUAAGCCAGGUCCACCGACUGGUCCACUUAAAGUUGUCGAGGUGAGUAACACUUUUGUCCACCUCUCGUGGGAUCCCCCAGAGUACAAGGGCGGAUGCCAGGUGAAACAUUAUAUCGUAGAAAAGCGAGAAACCACAGGCAAUACGUGGCAGUCGGUCACCCUGCAGCUAGCUAGGACAGCUUUCAAAGUGACCAAGCUGAAGACGGGCGUGGAAUACCAGUUUAGGGUCAUUGCAGAAAACCGAUAUGGAAAAGGCCCUCCUUUAGACUCCAAGGCUAUUGUUGUCCAAUACCCAUAUAAGCCACCAGGCCCUCCUGGGACACCGUAUGUUAAAUCUGCAACCAAGGAGAUGAUGGUCAUUGAAUGGAAUGAGCCAGUCAAUGACGGUGGAACCGCUGUUAUUGGUUACCAUCUUGAGAGCAAAGAGAGAAGCAGUAUCCUAUGGAACAAAUUGAACAAGACACUCAUCACCAAUACUCAGUUCAAGAUCUGUAAUCUCGAAGAAGGAAUUGGAUACGAGUUCAGGGUUUAUGCUGAAAAUAUUGUUAGCAUGGGCAGGUGCAGUAAAGCCUCAGAGUCAUUUGUCGCACGUGAUCCAUGCGACCCCCCUGGCACUCCAGAGGCUGUCGUCAUUUCUAGAAACUUGAUUAAGAUUCGUUGGACAAAGCCUCAGUAUGACGGCGGCAGCAAAGUCAAUGGCUACAUUGUAGAAAAAAAAGACCUUGCCUCACCCGAUAGGCGUUGGGUCAGAGAGAACUUUACAAAUAUCACGGAGACGGAAUAUAACAUCAGCGGUCUGACGGAGAAUGAGCAAUAUGAAUUCAGGGUUAUCGCCAGAAAUGCAGCCGGCGUCUUCAGCGAGCCCUCCGACAGCUCUGGACCUAUAACUGCUACGGAUGAAAUUGAGCCACCAAGGGCCUCAAUGGACCCCAAAUACAAAGACGUCGUCGUGGUCAAUGCUGGGGAACAUUUAACUCUCGAUGCCGACAUCCAUGGAAAACCAGUUCCUGACGUGCUCUGGUUCAAGGAAGGCAAGGAAAUGGACAGAGCUCUGCGCAUUGAAGUGAAGAGCACUCCCAAAUGCACUGCUCUGACCGUUAAGGACGUGAACAAAUUGGACAGCGGGCACUAUGAACUUGUGCUCAAAAACCUGGGUGGUACAAAAACCUUCCCAGUCACAGUCAAAGUCCUUGACAAACCAGGAAAACCCACAGGACCCUUGAAGGUCACAGGAAUCAUGGCUGACAGAUGCACCCUUGCCUGGUCCGAGCCAUCCCUGGACGGAGGUGCCAAUAUCACUCACUAUGUUGUGGAGAAGCGGGAGACCAGCAGUUUAUCAUGGACGGUGGCUGCCGCCAAUGUCUGCAGUCUGUAUUGCGAAUUAACAAACCUGCUCACCGGGAAUGAAUACAUUUUACGAGUCAGGGCUGUCAACAAAUACGGCCUCGGCGAUUGUCUCGAGAGUGAGCCCAUCGUUGCCCGCAAUCCAUACAAACCCCCUGGUGCUCCUGGAACACCGGAGGCAAGUCGGAUCACUAAGGAUUCAAUGGUUCUGUCAUGGUCAGCCCCAGAGCAGACUGGCGGGGCAGAUAUCGCAGGCUACCACCUAGAAAAACGUGACAAAGACAGUGUCCGCUGGACAAAGUGCAACCGACAAAAACUGAGAGACGCUCACUUCCAAGUGACGGGACUGAUGGCCGACCACUUUUAUGAGUUCCGCGUCGCAGCCGAGAAUGAGGCAGGAAUCGGAGACCUCAGUGAACUGUCGCUUCUUUACAGAGCCUGUGAUGCCACAAAGCCCCCAGGACCCCCGCACCACCCCAAGGUGACAGACUACACAAAGUCCUCUGUCUCACUCUCCUGGGGAAAGCCCGACUUUGACGGGGGCGCCUAUAUCAAGGGCUACGUAGUUGAAAUGCGAGAGUAUACGCCAGUACCAAAAUCGACAGAGGAGGUAGAAGUCGCCCCGACAGUAGACAGACCGGUUGAAAAAGAGUGGGCCACGUGUACGCCACCCUCUGGUAUUCAGGCUACUCAACUUACUGUCACGGACUUAAAGGAAUUGGAAGAAUAUCAGUUCCGUGUCUGCGCCAUCAACUCCGAGGGUGUGGGUGAGGCCGCUUACGUCCAUGGCACGGUGGUUGCUGUGGACAGGGAGGAAGCACCGGAGAUUGAGCUUGAUGCUGAUCUCAGGAAGGUGGUGUCUGUGCGUGCUGGUGGUACGUUGCGUUUGUUUGUCACCAUCAGAGGAAGGCCAGAUCCCACUGUAAAAUGGGAAAAAAUGGAUGGUGCUCUCACAGACCGCGCUGUCAUCGACACCACCAGCUCAUACACUAUGGUUGUCAUUGACAAUGCUAACCGCUGGGACAGUGGCAAAUACUCACUCACCUUGGAGAACAGCAGCGGUUCAAAGUGUGCCGUUGUCUCCGUGCGGAUUUUGGAUACACCGAGUGCACCGCAGAACCUCAGUGUGAAGGAUCUCAAAAAGGAUUCAGCGACGCUUGUCUGGGAUACGCCGCUCACUGACGGUGGGUCUAAAAUCACCAACUACAUCGUUGAGAAGAGGGAGUCUGUCCGUAAGGCCUACACGACUGUUACCAGCAACUGCACGGCAAACACUUUUAAGAUUGAAGAGUUGCCCGAGGGUGGCAUUUUCUACUUCAGAGUUUGUGCUGUUAAUAAAUACGGCCAAGGGCUGACGGUUGAAAGCAGAGAAACUAAAGUUUCAGAGGUACCCAUGCCGCCAAACAAUGUAACCAUCGUCGAUGUGACCAAAAGCAGCGUUUUGCUCUCGUGGGGCAAACCUGCACACGAUGGCGGCAGUAAAGUCAUCUGCUACAAUGUGGAGUUCAAGCCCAAGAGUGGUGGAAAAUGGGGUACAGCUUGCACAGUCAAGGUGACAGAGGCUACCAUUCCAAAUCUGACUCCCAACGAAACUUACCUCUUCAGAGUCGUCGCAAUCAACGAGAAAGGAAAGAGUGAGCCCAAGGAGCUCGGUUUGCCUGUGCACGCAAAGGACACGGCCAUCGAGCCCUCUGCCAACCUACUAUUCACAACAUACAGCGUGAAGGCUGGAGAUGACCUGGCUGUUGAGGUUCCAGUGAGAGGCAGACCUAAGCCCGUUGUUUCGUGGAAGAGGGACGGUCUUCCCGUGAAGCAAACUUCUCUGGUUACAAUUUUAAACAUGGAGACGUCGUCCAAGAUGCUCAUUAAGCAGGCUGCCAGGGAGCAUGUUGGAAAGUAUGAGAUCACCCUGGCCAACACCGCAGGAACAGUAACAUCACAGCUAAGCGUAGUUGUCCUGGAUAAACCCAGUCCGCCGACAAGCUUUAAGGUUGACGCCGUGACGUCUGACAGCAUCACGCUUUCCUGGUCUCCACCGGGUUACGAUGGCGGCUGCUCCAUAAGUAACUAUAUCGUUGAGAAGAGAGAUACCAACACACAAGAGUGGCAAAUGGCCGCGAGCAAUGUGGCCAGAACGGUCUACAGAGCCAGCCGCCUGACGCACGGGGCAGAAUACCAAUUUCGCAUCUACGCAGUCAAUCGUUAUGGAAAGAGCACACAUUUAGAUUCUCCUGCAAUUACAGCUCAGUAUAAUUUUAAGCAACCCGGUCCCCCUUCCACACCAGCAGUUAAGCUCGCCAAAAAGUCUUACAUGGUGGUGACCUGGAACGAGCCUGUCAAUGACGGGGGCAGUCCUGUUCUUGGCUAUCACCUUGAGCGGAAAGAGCGCGACAGCAUUCUCUGGAGCAAGAUGAACAGAGGAAUGAUCAAGGAUUCUGAGUACAAAGUCACUGGAAUAGAAGAGGGGAUUAUGUAUGAAUUUCGUGUCUAUGCUGAAAAUAUUGCUGGGAUCGGUAAAUGCAGCAAGGUCUCUGAGGCUGUGGCGGCGAGAGAUCCGUGUGAUCCUCCGGGAAUCCCCGUUGUCACCGCUGUAAGCAGAACAUCUGUAUCCUUGAGUUGGGACAAACCAGAGUAUGACGGCGGCGCCAAGAUCUCUGGCUAUAUCGUUGAACGUCGAGAUCUUCCGGAAGGUCGCUGGACAAGGUGCAAUUUCACCAACGUGCCCGAGACUCGCUACCACGUGACGGGCCUUACGGAGGACAGCCAAUACGACUUCCGUGUUAUUGCUAAGAACUCGGCAGGAUUGUUCAGCGGACCCUCUGACAACACUGGCCUGAUCGCCGUCAAGGAUGAUGUGGAGCUUCCACGAAUUAUGAUGGAUGUCAAAUACAGAGAAACUGUAUUUGUGAAAGCCGGAGAAACUUUAAAGGUUCACGCUGACAUCGCAGGCCGCCCUUCCCCCGUCGUCGCCUGGUUCAAAGACGACAGCGAGAUUGUGCCAAGAGCGAGAAUCCAAGUUGUUUCGACAGAUACCGCUACUUCGGUGAUUGUGAAAGACUGCAUCAGAAGAGAUUCCGGUCAAUACUUACUCAUGCUACGGAACAUGGCCGGGACAGUUAGCAUGCCAAUACAUUGUGUCAUUAUCGAUAAAUCAGGGCCCCCCGCAGGACCUCUGCAGAUUACAGGUCUCACGUCUGAGGAAUGCACUCUGUCGUGGGGUCCACCUCAGGAGCCCGGUGGUGCUGAGAUCACACACUAUGCUGUUGAGAAGCGCGAGACCAGCCGCCUGGCCUGGACUCUGGUGAAGGCUGACGUCACCAAAACGUACUUGACCGUCAGGGGACUGCUGAAGGGAAAUGAAUAUAUCUUCAGGGUUUUGGCCAUCAACAAGCACGGAAACGGUGAGGCUUUGGAGAGCGAGGCUGUCAAGAUCACCGACCCGUACACGUUUGCCACAGCUCCUCUUAACGUCGAUGCCACUGACAUUACUGGAGAGUCAAUGACCGUCACGUGGUGCAAACCGACGAGCGACGGAGGCAGUCCAAUCACUGGCUACGUGAUUGAGCGCCGGGAGAAGACCGGCAUGCGCUGGAUUCGUGUCAAUAGAGAUUCAGUCGCUGAAUGUAGCACCAUGGCAAACAAACUGCGUAAGGGUUGCGAGUAUGACUUCAGGGUCUAUGCUGAAAAUGCGGCCGGUCUGAGCCCUCCGAGUGAAGCCUCUGCUUCAUUUAGAGCAGUCGAUCCUCAGGCCGUUCCAAGUCCUCCGUCCAAGCCAAAGAUCGUGAAUUCAACAAAGGACAGCGUGUCCGUUGUUUGGAAAGCACCUACCAACAAUGGAGGUGCUCCUAUCCUUGGAUACGCCGUCGAAUACAGGGAGUACAUCCACAAACCAGUGACGGCGGUGGCGGAGGUUGAAGGGGAAUAUGAAGAAGAGGAAGAGGAGGAACCCGAGUCACCAGAACCGCAGAGAUGGGUUGAGGCCAUUGCUCUCACCAAGAGCUUGGAGUUCACAGUUCUUGGACUAAAAUCUGACAUAAUAUAUGAAUUCUGCGUCAAAGCAAUCAACAAAGUUGGAAGCAGUAGGCGCAGCCGCUGCUCCGAUGCGGCUGCAGCAGUGGAAAGAACUGCAGAGCCAGGAUUCGAUGUGGAUGUUGAGAUGCGCAAAGUCCUUGUGGUUCAGCACGGAACGGCAUUUACCCUCAAUGUUCCAUUCAAGGGUAAACCUGUUCCUUCGGUGGAAUGGGCCAAGGAGGGCACCGACCUAAAGGUGAGAGGAACGAUUGAUUCAACAAACUCCAGCACUUCACUGACCAUCGAAAAGUCAACAAGAAAUGACUCUGGAGAAUACUGUGUCAGCAUUGAGUCGCCAUUAGGAAAAUCAACAUUACCGUUAGUUGUCAAGGUUCUUGAUUCUCCUGGACCCCCAGUCAAUGUCAAGGUUUCAGCAGUGACCAGGGACUCGGCCACCCUCACGUGGGAAGCCCCUGAGAAUGACGGUGGCGACGCAGUGAAGGCCUACCACGUUGAAAAGCGAGAGGCGAGUAAAAAGACCUGGGUUUCCGUCACCACUAACUGCCACGCAUUGACGUAUAAAGUGGACCAGCUUCUGGAAGGAGCCACUUAUUACUUUAGAGUUGUUGGAGAGAAUGAACAUGGAUUGGGAGUACCGCAGGAGGCAAAAGCCGGCACAAAGAUUACAGAGGUGCCGAGUGUUCCCAUGAAACUCGGAGUUGCAAAUGUCACUAAAGACAGCGUGACAAUCGCCUGGACUCGUCCCGAGUAUGACGGUGGUAGCAGGGUGAAGGCUUACCUCAUUGACGCUCUGGAGAAGGGACAAACCAAAUGGGUCAAGUGUGCAUCAGUGAGGACCAUGAGCCACACUAUAAAAAGCCUAAGAGAAGGUGCAGAGUACUACUUCAGAGUGAGAGCUGAGAACCACGCUGGACUAAGUGACCCAAAGGAGAUGAUCGUACCGGUUAUCGUCAAAGAAAUUCAAGAGGCUCCAGAGUUUGAUUUGAAAAACUACCCCAAGAAUACAGUUUACGUCAGAGCUGGUUCCGACCUUACCUUCGACGUUCCACUUUUUGGCAAGCCGAUGCCGAAAGUGACUCUGUCCAAGAACAAUGUUGUCAUCAAGGGAUCCAAAAGACUGUCGACCGAAGUCACGCCUGACAACUUAACGAUUACCCUGAAUGAAAGCGCAGCAAGCGACGCUGGGAAAUACGAAGUAACCGCCUCAAACCCCGGCGGUGCCGCCAAGAUCUUCAUGAACUUUGUUGUGCUGGAUAGACCUGGACCCCCGGUCGGACCUGUGGUGAUUGGAGCGGUUGGAGAGACGACAGUGUUCUUGAAAUGGGAUCCUCCAGAGUACGAUGGUGGCAGCCCUGUUACCAAUUACGUCGUCCUGAAACGGGAAACUAGCACUCCUACCUGGACAGAGGCGUCAACUAACGUUGCAAGAAGUGAAAUCAAAGUGAUGAAACUGACCAAGGGGGAGGAGUAUCAUUUCAGAAUUAAGGCUCAGAACCGCUACGGUGUCAGCGACCACAUUGACAGCAAGUCAGUUAUGAUCAAGCUUCCAUUCACCGUCCCUGGACCUCCAUCCACCCCUUGGGUUAGUUUUGUGUGUAGGGAUAACUUGACUGUCUGCUGGAAUGAACCGGUGAGCGACGGCGGGAAUCCCGUGACCGGGUAUCAUCUUCAGAUGAAGGAAAGGAGCAGUAUCCUCUGGCAAAAGAUCAACAAAACAGCAAUACCAGGAAACCAGUUUCGGGUCACCAACAUCUGCCCGGGUCUCAUCUACGAGUUCAAGGUGGCAGCUGAAAAUGCCGCUGGCAUUGGAAAGAUGAGCAAGACGUCUGAAGAGGUGCUGGCGAUUGAUGCGUGUGAGCCUCCUGCAAAUGUCCACGUCACCGAAGUCACAAAGAACUCAGUCAGCCUGUCCUGGCAGCGGCCCCCAUAUGAUGGCGGCAGUAAGAUCGCCGGCUAUAGUGUGGAGAGGAGGGACGCCGCCAGUGGCAGAUGGGUGAAGGCUAACUUCACAAAUAUCCUUGAGAUGGGCUUCACGGUGUCUGGGCUGAACCAGGACGAGUCUUACGAGUUCAGGGUGUAUGCAAAGAAUGCUGUCGGCUCUGUCAGUAACCCUUCUCUUAUUGCUGGCCCGGUCACUUGUAUCGACGCGCACGGUGCUCCGGCCAUUGAUCUUCCUCCAGAGUAUUUGGAUGUGGUUCAGUAUAAAGCCGGAACGUCAGUUAAAAUCAGAGUAGGAAUCAUUGCCAAACCUCAGCCAAGCAUCGAGUGGCUCAAAAACGGAAAGGAGCUUGUCGCUUCUUCUUCCUUGUGUGUGGAAAACACAACCGACUCGUCAGCCAUCCUGAUCAAGGAUGCGACCCGCCGACACACUGGCUUGUAUGAGAUAAAGAUCAAAAACGCGUUUGGCUCAGCGACAGCUACGGUUGCGGUCGAAAUCCUCGACAAACCCGGACCGCCGGCCGGCAGCAUUAAUUUUAACCUCAUCACAGCAGACAGAAUCAUCCUCCGCUGGGAGCCUGUGUGUGAGGCCGACAACGGAGGUUCCAAGGUGACGCACUACAUCGUGGAGAGGCGUGAAACCAGCAGAGUGGUCUGGUCGACAGUCUCUGAGCGGCACGAGCAGACGUACAUCUCCGUCGGCAAACUGGUGCGAGGAAACGAAUACGUGUUCCGGGUCAUGGCUGUUAACAAGUUUGGCGUGGGAGAGCCACUCGAGUCAGAGGCCGUUGUUGCAAAGAAUGCCUUUGUCACUCCGGGACAGCCACAUACGCCUGAGGUGACCAUCAUCACCAAGACUUCUAUGGUGGUCGAAUGGGAAAGUCCAGGUGUGGACGGCGGAAGCACAGUUACUGGCUACUACUUGGAGAGACGUGACAGGAAGAGUUUGCGCUGGAUCCGAGUUUACAAAGACCCCGUUCCAGACCACAAGCAGACUGUCUACCAUCUCACCGAAGGAAACGAGUACCAGUAUCGCGUCUGUGCCAUUAACAAGGCUGGAGAAGGACCCUUCUCUGACGGAUCCGACUUCUAUAAGGCUGCAGAUCCCGUUGAUGCUCCAGAUGAGCCUUGCAAGCUGAAGGUGAUGGAUUCCACAAAGACCUCCAUCACUUUGGGCUGGUCCAAGCCAGAAUGGGAUGGAGGCAGUGAGGUGACCUGCUACAUGGUGGAGAAGCUGGUGGAGGGAGAGGAGAAUUGGACCAUGGUUACUUCAAAGGGAGAGGUCAAGAUGACGGAAUAUACUGUACACGACUUACAGCCGGACGUGAACUACUUUUUCCGAGUUUCUGCUGUCAACUGCGCGGGCCGUGGGGAACCUCUGCAGAUGACUGAGCCUGUACAGGCUAAAGAUAUCUUGGAGGAAGCCCAGAUUGACUCAGAUGUGGCCGUGAGAACUCACUACAUUGUGAAGGCUGGCAAGGAUGUGGAGCUCUCUGUUCCUUUGAAGGGUCGACCAUCACCCGACGCUUCUUGGAGCAAAGGGGAUUUAUGUAUCGACAACAACCCCUCUUAUGAAUUCCACCAUUCGGACACCACCGCAGUUCUCGUCAUGCGUGAUGUCACCAAGCUCGACACUGGAAAAUAUACGGUCAAGAUUGCGAAUGGCGUAGGAGACCCCAAGACGCUAACCUUGUCUGUGAAGGUCCAGGACCGUCCAGCUCAGUGCAGGAACCUGACACUGAAAAACGUAACCCGGGGAAGAGUCACUCUUUGCUGGGAAACGCCACUCCUCGAUGGCGGUGCUGAAAUCACAAACUACAUUGUAGAGAAGAGGGACUCUUCAAAGAGAUCAUACUCUGCAGUCACAAGCAAAUGCGUCGACACUACCUACACGAUUGAAGAUCUCUCUGAAAAGACAUUGUACUUUUUCCGCGUACUCGCAGAGAAUGAGAAUGGUGUCGGUGAACCAUGUGAAACACUUGAACCCGUCAAGGCUGCAGAGACUCCCGGUCCAGUCAAAUGUGUUUCGAUGAAGGAUUCCUCCAAGACCUCAGUCACCCUGCAGUGGCUUAAGCCUGAUUACGACGGCGGCAGCAUCAUCUCCGACUACAUCGUUGAGAAGAAAGCCGCGGGCGAAGACUGGACACUUGGAGGAACGGGCCGACACUGCGAGUUUGAGGUGCAAAAACUUAAGGAGCACUCCGACGUGUUCUUCAGAGUUGCCGCCCGUAAUGAGAAGGGUCAGGGUGACUUUGUGAAGAUAGGUCCAAUCAAGGUCAUCGACUAUGUUAUCACACCCGAAGCGAGCCUCGCAGACUACCCGGAUGGAAGAAUCUGUGUUCGCUUAGGGCACAAUGUCCACAUUGAGCUGCCCUACGUAGGUAAACCCAAGCCGUCAGUCUCUUGGCUGAAGGACAACCUUCCUCUGAAGGAAAGCGAUCAAAUCCGCUUCAAGAAGACAGCCAACAAAGUGACGCUAAUGAUAAAGAGUGUGAAGAAAGAGAAUGAGGGUAAAUUCACACUUACUCUUGACAACAAAAUCAACAGAAAGUCCUUCCACAUCCACGUCAUUACCCUCGGACCCCCAUCGAAGCCCCUCGGACCCAUCCGCCUUGAUGAAGUCAGAGCGGAAAGCAUCAUGAUCUCUUGGGAUGAGCCCAAUGACGACGGCGGCGGAGACGUCAGCUGCUAUACUGUCGAGAAGCGUGACACCUCUCAGCCUGACUGGAAGAUGGCUUGUUCCAGGGUGGAGGGAACUCAGUUCCAAGUGCCCAACCUGGUCAAGGGUGUCCAAUACCAGUUUAGAGUGUGUGCUGAGAACAGGUACGGUGUCAGUGAGCCCCUGGUCUCACAGAUGGUGAUUGCCAAGCACCAAUUCAGGCCCCCAGGCCCACCAGGCAGGCCUGUUGUGUAUAACGUCACCAACGACGGCAUGACAAUCCAGUGGGAGAAGCCUCUCUAUGAUGGCGGUACACCCAUCCAGGGCUUCCAUGUGGAGAAGAGGGAAAAGAACAGCAUCAUGUGGCAGAAGGUGAACCUAGUGCUCAUCAGAGGAACCGAUUACAGGAUCCUGGGUCUCAUCGAAGGCCUCGAGUACUCGUUCAGAGUGUACGCACAGAAUGAUGCCGGCUCCAGCCGGAUGAGUGAUGAAAGCAAGCCCGUCAUGGCCGUCAGUCCCGUUGAUCCUCCAGGCCAGCCCGACUACACUGACGUGACGAGUGACUCGAUCACGCUGAAGUGGGAUGCGCCCAAACGUGACGGCGGCAGUAAGAUCACUGGCUACAACAUUGAGAAACGACAAGGUCACGGUCGUUGGUUCAAGGCCAACUUGACUGAUGUCCACGACUGCAAGCACACUGUGACUGGUCUGACAAUGAACGAGCGCUAUGAGUUCAGGGUGAUUGCCAGAAAUGCCAUCGGUGUCGUCAGUCCCCCGUCCAACUCGUCUGGUUUGAUUGUGGUCAGAAGCGAGAAUGCUGCUCCGCACAUUGAAUUUGGCCCGGAGUAUUUUGAGGGUUUGACUGUCAAAGCAGGUGACAACAUCAGGGUGAACGUGGCGAUCACCGGGCGCCCUGUUCCCAAAGUGAUCUGGUACAGAGACGGCGUAGAAAUCACGCAAAGGAUGAUGAAUAUUAUCACCGCUCCUGGAUACAGCACUCUUUUCAUCAGAGAUGCUGACCGUACCCACCGCGGUCUCUACACCGUCGAAGCGACUAAUGGAUCGGGCAGCAAGAAGGAGAAUCUUCUGGUUCAAGUACAAGACACACCUGGAGAACCAGUAGGACCCAUCGUGUUUAGCAACAUCUCAGAGGGCAGAUGUACCCUCUCCUGGAAUCCGCCAGAGAACAAUGGCUGCUCGGAAAUUUCACAUUACAUCAUUGAGAAGAGGGAAACAUCCAAAAUCUCUUGGGCAUUAGUGUCUGAUGACUGUCACGAGUGCACGCUUACUGCAACCAAACUCGUAAAGAUCAACGAGUACCAAUUCAGGGUGUCAGCUGUCAACAAGUUUGGUGUUGGCAGACCGUUGGAAUCCUGCCCUAUUAUUGCACAGCUGCAAUACAGUACCCCCGAUUCUCCAGGCACUCCGGAUGCCACCGAGGUCACAGGGGAAAGCAUAACUUUGGCCUGGACUCCUCCAACAUCAGACGGAGGAAACCCCAUCCAACAUUAUAUACUGGAAAAACGAGAGAAGAAGACUGUCCGGUUCUACAAGGUGCUUUCAAAGAAACCCAUCACCGAAUGUGCUCACAGGGUUUCUCAUCUCAGUGAGAAUAUGGAGUACGAGUUCCAGGUGAUGGCUGUGAAUGAUGCCGGCAUUGGUUCUCCGAGCAACAUCUCCUUGCCCAUCAAAGCUGUCGAACCAAAGGACAUCCCAUGCGCUCCAUCCGUGGUCUGUGUGUCCGACUCCACAAAUACCUCUAUCAGUCUGGAAUGGAGCAAGCCUGCAGAUGACGGAGGUUCUGAUAUCCUGGGAUACAUCGUCGAGAUGGUUAAAGCAAAUGAACUCGACUGGCAUAGAGUCAAUGAAGAGCUCGUGGCCGAAACAGAGUACACGGUGACUGGUCUACAAACGGGGGUUGCGUACAAGUUCCGCGUUGCCGCUGUAAAUCAAGUCGGAAGAGGCGAGGACAUGGCAACUCUAGAACCGGCUCAGGCGGUUGACAGACUCACACCGCCAAUGGUUGAUAUUGAUGCCUCCUUCAAGCAAACACAUGUUGUCAAGGCUGGAGGUUCAGUGAAACUAAGUGUACAAUUCAGGGGAAAGCCAGUUCCUGUCGCCACCUGGCUGAAAGAAGAAGGAGAAGUGGGUGUGAUGUCCGAGGUCAUAACUGCAGAGGGCAGCAGUACUCUACAUAUUGAAAACUGCUCGAGGAACGAUACAGGCAAAUACACUGUUAACUUGGAUAACAGCAGCGGUAGCGAGUCCAUGACUUUCACCCUGAAGGUCAUGGACACUCCCGGAGCUCCUGAGGCUUUAGCCUUCCACGAGGUGUCCAGAGGCUCAGUCACCCUUGCGUGGCAGCCUCCGCUCAAUGACGGCGGAGCGCGAAUCCAACACUACAUUGUGGAGAGACGCGAGGCGACCCGUCGCGCUUGGACACAGUCUGGGGGAAAAUGCACUCAGAAUAUCAUGAAAAUCCAGGAUCUCCUGGAGGGAGUGCCGUACUUCUUCAGGGUCUCUGCAGAGAACCAGCACGGUGUCGGCGAAGCAUUGGAGAUGACAGAGCCUGUCGUCGCCACUGCCGAGCCAGCGCCACCUAAGAGAGUGGACAUUGUAGACACAACAGACAGCUCGGUGUCACUGAGCUGGCUGAAGCCGGAGCAUGACGGCGGAAGCCGUAUCCAGAGUUAUAUCAUCGAGGCCAGGGCGAGUGGGACGGAUAAAUGGUUUGUGGUUGGCAACACCAAGAACCUCUCCUACGUGGUCGAUAAGCUCAACAAGGGCCACGAGUAUCACUUCCGUGUGAAAGCCAAGAAUGAGUCCGGACUCAGCAGGCCCCGGGAAAAUCCAGCCCGGGUGUUGGUCAAAGAGCCUCACAUUGAACCGGCAGCUGAUCUCAGUGAGAUCACCGAUCAGCUGAUCACAUGCAGCUCUGGCAGUAGCUUCACAAUUGAUGUUCCUAUUAGCGGGCGACCUGCUCCCAAGGUAGCCUGGAGGCUGGAGGAGAUGAGGUUGAAGAACUCUGAAAGAGUUUCAAUUCAAGUAACGAAAGACAGAACGAGCAUAUCAGUCAAGGAUGCCAUGAGGGGUGAUGGAGGAAAAUACUACCUGACCCUGGAGAAUGUUGCCGGAACCAAGACCUUUACUAUAGACGUCAACGUCAUCGGUAGACCCAACCCUCCGACGGGGCCUGUCGAAAUUUCAAAUAUCACCUCCCAAUCCUGUGUCGUUAACUGGGAUGCGCCAGAGGAUGACGGCGGCACCGACAUAACCAACUACAUCGUGGAGAAGCGUGAAUCUGGUUCCAGUGCCUGGCAACUGAUCAACUCCAGCGUGAAGCGCACGUCUCUGCAUGUCAGUCAUCUGACAAAGUACAUGCAAUACACCUUCAGGGUCUCUGCCGAGAAUAGAUUUGGCAUCAGCAAGCCGACUGAGUCUCAGACCGUCGUCGCAGAGCAUCCUUACACACCUCCUGGAGCACCAACAAGGCCAUGUGUCUUUAAUAUCUUUGCCAACACAAUGACCUUGAAAUGGGAGGAGCCCUAUCACGAUGGCGGCAGCAAGGUGACAGGUUACUGGAUCGAGAAGAAAGAGAGAAAUAACAUUCUGUGGGUAAGGGAGAACAAGAUUCCGUGCUUUGAGUGCUUUCAUAAGGUGGAAGACCUCGUCGAAGGUCUAGAGUACCAGUUCCGAGUUUAUGCGAUGAACAGUGCUGGUCUGAGCAAGGCCAGCGAAGCCUCUAAAGGAGCAGUCGCCCAAAACCCUGUCGAUCCACCGAGUAAGCCAGAAGUGACAAAUGUAACCAGGACCACAGUGUCGCUCAAAUGGUUGGCUCCGCUCAAUGACGGUGGCAGUCCAAUCGUAGGAUACGUCAUUGAACGAAAGCCAUACACUUUGACUGGCGAGGGCCGUUGGCUGAAGUGUAAUUACACAAACGUGACGGAUACUUUCUACACUGUUACCGCCCUGGGAGAAGGAGAACCCUACGAGUUCAGAGUCAUUGCCAAGAAUGCCAACCAAGUCUUCAGCACCCCAUCAGAUUCCACUGGCUCUGUGCAGUGCAAGACUGACUUUGAACCUCCAAAGGCUCACCUCGACGGCAAACUACUGUCUGAAGUUGUCACGGUGAGAGCUGGCUCAGAUCUGGUUCUGGACGCUGCCGUGGGUGGCAGGCCUGAGCCCAAAGCUUCCUGGUCCAAGGGCAACAGGGAACUCGAGUUAUGCGAGAAGUACCAUCUGCAAUACACAUCCAACCGGGCAAUGGCUAUCGUCAAGUUCUGUGACAGAGAUGAUACCGGAAGGUAUAUUCUCACUGUUAGGAACGUGAGUGGAACAAAGACUGCUGAAGUCAACGUCAAAGUACUCGACACUCCGGGAGUGUGUGAAGGCAGCAUCGAAAUCAGCAAGAUAACAGAGGAGUCGUGCACUCUGAGCUGGAAUCCUCCUUUGGAAGAUGGCGGUGAUGAGGUGUCCCACUACCUCGUGGAGAGAAGAGACACCAACAGACUUAACUGGGUUUUCAUGCAUACCGAGUGCAAGGAGCUGGCAUGCAGCAUCACGGGGCUUUUCAAGAACACGGAAUACCUGUUCAGAGUCCGGGGAAUUAACAAGUACGGCGCUGGUGUCGCCCUUGUCUCCAAUCCCAUGGUUGCCAAGAACACUUUCACUGUGCCAUCGCCACCAAGUGCACCUGAGAUCCUGGUGUCUGGAAAGGACUUUGCAACCAUCGAGUGGAUGAAGCCUGAGAGUGACGGUGGCAGCCCGUUGCUCCACUAUCUUGUUGAGAAGCGUGAGAAGAAGAGCGCUCGCUGGGUGAAGGUGAACAGGAGCGGAGCACAUCUCGACACCACGCUGAAGGUGUCCGGUUUGACCGAAGGCAACAUAUACCAGUUCAGGGUGACGGCCAUCAACAAGGCUGGAGAGAGUGAACCGAGUGAGGUUUCACUCUACGUUGUCUGCAGAGAGCCAACAUGCACCCCAUCUCCCCCCUCAGUACCUCGUAUCACUGACACGCACGCUGACAGCAUUAGCUUGGCCUGGUCUCGCCCUGUGGAGGAUGGAGGAGCUGAUGUGCUGGGCUAUUAUUUGGAAAUGCAGGAAGCUGGAACACAGGAGUGGACAAAGGCCCAUGAGAAGACACUGCGCACUUUAGAGCACACAGUGACCGGACUUUGCUCAGGCAAGAAGUAUUGCUUCAGAGUGGUCGGCAUCAACAUCAACGGCAUCGGAGACUUCAGCGAGCACUGUGCCGAAACGGAGCCGGUCGAGAGAAUUGAAACUCCUGACUUGGAGCUCCCUGAUGAGCUGAGGAAGACCAUCUGUCUGCGGGCCGGUGGUUCUCUACGCCUCUUUGUCAAUAUUACCGGCCGUCCUGCUCCGACAAUCACUUGGAGCAAGCAGGGCGUUGACCUUAACAGCCGAGGCUUCGUAGAAGUCACCCGCAAGUCAACCACACUGAUCGUCGAUAAGGUCCAUCGGUACGAUGCGGGAAAAUACACACUGGUGGCUGAGAACUCUGCUGGCAAACAGGAAGUCCAUAUCCUCGUCAAAGUCUAUGACACUCCAGGACCGACGGGACCGAUCAAGAUCAAGGAACUGACCAAAGAAUAUGCCACCAUCACCUGGGAAGGCCCCUGCGUUGAUGGCGGCGCCCCUGUCAACAAUUAUAUCAUCGAGCGGCGCGAAGCCUCCAUGAGAGCCUACAAAACUGUUACUUCCAAGUGCAGCAAGACAUCUUUCAAGAUUGAUGGCCUGAUGGAGGGCAUGUUGUACUACUUCCGAGUCCUACCUGAAAACAUUUACGGUGUCGGCGAGCCUCGUGAGACAUCGGAUGUGAUCCUGGUUUGUGAGGUGCCUCACCCGCCGCGCAAAUUUGAGGUGAUUGACGUCACCAAAAGCACAGUUUCGUUGAGCUGGGAGAAACCUGAGCAUGACGGAGGCAGCAGACUUACGGGGUACAUUGUCGAGGCUUGCAAAUUCGGUACUGACAAGUGGAUGAAGGUGGCCUCGCUCAAGCUAACUGACUUUGAGCACACAAUUGAGAAGUUGAAUGAGAAGGAGCAGUACUUGUUCAGAAUCAAAGCCAUCAACAGUCGAGGCGCCAGCGAAGCAAAGGAGCUCGUUACGCCUGUGACCGUACAGGAACAAAGAGUGAUGCCUGCGGUGGAUUUCACCAGCCUUCCCCAGAAAACUAUUCACGUUCUGGCCGGUAAAACCCUAGAGCUGGACCUACCGAUCAUCGGCAGGCCUCCCCCCUCCUGCAUCUGGUUCUUUGGUUGCAACAGGAUCAAAAUCACAGAUCGUGUCAAGAUUCAGAGCACUGGCAAGUUUUGCAAACUAACCGUUUCCAACACAACCAUCGACGACACUGGAAACUACACCCUGGAGUUGAAGAACACUGUUGGUGUCACCAGCGAGGUCAUCAAAGUUGUCAUUCUCUCCAAACCUGACGAACCAAAAGGACCAAUCAGAUUUGAUGAGAUUGACGCAACCACAGUCACCUGUAGCUGGGAUCCUCCCGCUAGGGAUGGCGGAGCUCCCAUCAGCGGCUAUGUGGUGGAGCAACGAGAUGCCCACAGACCAGGCUGGGUGCCGGUUUCUGACUCUGUCAGCCGACCCACCUUCAAAUUUGAGAACCUGACUGAGGGAGAUGAGUACGUCUUCCGUGCGGCUGCUGUGAAUCGCUAUGGGACCGGAGAUUUCUUGCAGUCUGAAAUUGUUACCUGCAGGAGUUUGACAAAUGUGUCCGGAUCUCCUGGCCGGCCGACCAUUUUUGAUGUUUCGCGUGAUGGUAUGACUGUUGCCUGGAAUCCACCGGAAGAGGAUGGUGGGCUCGAGGUUUCUGGUUAUAUUAUCGAGCGCAAAGAAGUCAGGGCUGAUAGAUGGGUGCGUGCCAACAAGCACCCUGUCACCAUGAAUAGAUACCGCUCCACAGAGCUAAUCGAAGGCCUAGAGUACGAACACAGAAUCAUUGCCAUCAAUGCCCGUGGAUUAAGCAAACCGAGCUUGCCUUCGAAACCAGCUGUGGCAUCAGAUCCCAUUGAUCCACCCGGUUGCCCCCAGAACCCUCGGGUCACGGAAACCACCAAGUCAUCUGUAUCCCUGGCUUGGAGUCCCCCUGAUGAUGAGGGAGAUGCAAGAGUGGACGGUUACCUCAUUGAGAUGCAGAAGGUGGGCACUAUGGCGUGGCUCAAAUGCAACACCACACCCUCUCUGAUAUGCGAGUACACCCUGACCAACAUGCCACAAGGAGAGGAGUUCAAAUUCCGAAUACUGGCCUGCAACGCGGGCGGUUCUGGGGAGCCUGCCGAAGUUCCCGGAACUAUGACUAUCACAGAGAUGUUUGAAUCUCCCGAUUGUGAACUCGAGCUGAAAUACAAAGAUGUGUACGUGGUCCGUCACGGUGGAGUGGUCCGGCUCUCUCUUCCCAUUAAGGGCAAACCUCGCCCUACCUGCUCAUGGUCAAAGGACAGCGGGGCGGUGUCAACCAAGGCCAUGGUUGCUUACACUGAAGACACCAGCGAACUGGUGAUCAAAGGAGCCGAGAGGAGCGACUCUGGUGUGUAUGAACUUCUUCUGGAAAAUGAAGUUGGCAAGAAGAAGGCCCAAAUCAAGGUCAAGGUGAUUGGCCGUCCAAGUGCUCCGGAAGGACCGUUAAUGUUUGAGGAAAUCCAGGCCAACUCUGUAAAGGUGUCCUGGAAAUCACCCACCGAUGAUGGUGGCGCAGAGAUACUCGGUUACAUUGUCGAAAGAAGAGAGGUCACCAGAAAUGCCUGGUACACUGUGGACAGCAGGGUGACUGAUCAUCAAUUGCUUGUCAAGGGCUUAAAUGAAGGAACAGAAUAUCACUUUAAGGUUACCGCAGAGAACUCUUUUGGUAUUGGCCCAUCUCUGAAGUCAGAGCAACCGCUAGUGCCCAAGACUCCACUUUGUCCACCGGAGCCAUCCGGCGCACCGCUGGAAAUCAUGGAUGUCACCAAAAGCUCUGUGGCACUGGCGUGGUGCAGACCAAAGGACGAUGGAGGUUCUUCCAUCAAGGGCUACUUUGUUGAGUACAAGGAGGUGUCUGCGGAGCAAUGGUCUCGUCACCCCGCCAGGAUUCCCUCCACAAUGUUUACCCUGUCUGGACUCAGAGCAAAUGCAGACUAUCAAUUCCGCAUUUUUGCUGUCAAUGAUAUUGGAGAGAGUGAAGCAGGACCUGUGUCAGAGACUGUUACGUGCAAAGAUCCGUUUGAUAAACCAAGCCAGCCAGGUGAAAUUGAUACAACAAUGGUAACUCAAAAUUCCAUCGCCGUUCGCUGGCAAGCUCCAGAGUGUGACGGUGGAAAGGAGGUCCUGGGCUAUUGGGUGGAAUACCGAAAGUCCACUGAGAGCACCUGGAAGAAAUGCAACAAGGAGAGGCUGAAAGAACAGGAGUUUACCAUGCGUGGUCUGGCCGAAGCUACCGAGUAUGAGUUCAGAGUAUUAGCUGAGAAUGACACCGGGAUAAGCAGGCCUCGACGGACAGCCGCUUGCAUCAAGACCAAACUGAGCGUCGAGACCAAACCGAGUCUGAGAAAAGAAAUGGACGAAGUCACAGAGAAACUGGGACAACCUGCUGUCAUGAAGUGCCAGAUUAUUGGCAGGCCGGUUCCUGAGAUCAAGUGGUACCACGCAGGCAAGGAGAUUGUCGAGUCCCGCAAAUACGAGAUGAGCUCCGAUGGCCGUAACCACUCCCUCUCCAUCAUGACUGAUCAACAAGAGGAUGAGGGAGAAUACACCUGUAAGGCUACCAAUGAUGCCGGCGAAGCAGAAACCAAGGCAGUUCUUGUACUGGAAGCUGCCCCGUCCUUCCACUCUGACUACCCAUUGAAGAGCACAUACUACGCCGGUCUAGGAACGACCCUACGCAUCCACGCUGUGUACAUUGGGCGUCCCGUGCCAAAGAUUUUGUGGCUCCAAGAAGCAAAGACCCUGGAGAACUCCGAGGACAUCAGUAUCGAGACCACGGAGCAUUAUACCCACCUCAUUAUCAAGAAUGUGCAGCGCAGGAUCCAUGGAGGAAAAUACAGGAUCCGACUGCACAAUCACUUUGGCAGGGCCGACACUGCGUUCAACGUUGAAAUCUACGACAAACCCGAUAUCCCCCAGGGUCCCAUCGUUCUGGAGGCCCUCCUAAAGAACUCUGUCAUCAUCACCUGGAAGCCUCCCAAGGACGACGGCGGCUGCAUGAUCACCAACUACAUUGUGGAGAAGCGAGAGGACAAAGAAGGAAGCGAGUGGGAAUUGGUGUCGUCGUCCAUUAAUGGCACAUCCUGCCGCGUGCCCAACCUUACCGACAGUGCCGGAUACUUUUUCCGAGUAUACGCUCAGAAUCGCUAUGGCAACAGCGAGCCGCUUGAACUCAUCACACCUAUACUCAUCAAGAGCCAAUUGGAGAAACCGACACCGCCUCAGUCAAUAACUGUUUCUGGAAUCACCAAGGACUCCUGCGUAGUCUCCUGGAAGCCUCCGAUCAGUGACGGUGGCUCCAAAAUCAAGAGCUACUUCCUUGAGAAGAAAGAAAAGAAGGAUAAGAAGGAAUGGGGUGAAUGGAUGCCCGUGACUACAGAUGAGAUCAAGCAGACAGUCUUUUCUGUCAAAUCGUUGUCAGAGGGCAUAGAACAUCUAUUCCGGGUGAAGUGCGAGAACCUCGGAGGGCAAAGUGACUAUAGUGAGGAAAGUCCUUCCAUCGUUCCCGCCACAGCCGUCGAUGUCCGAGCGCCUGCAUUCAAGGAAGAAUUGAGGAACAUGAGUGUCAAACACAAGAGCAACGCAACACUCGUCUGCAAGAUCACAGGUCAGCCAAAACCAGUGAUCAAGUGGUUCAGACGAGGAAAGGAGGUCCAUUCAGACGGAAAGAAGAUCAAGAUUCAAGAAUUCAAGGGAGGUUACCACCAACUGGUCGUCACCGAAGCGGAUGAGGAAGACUCGACCGUGUACCAGAUCAGGGCCACCAACCAAGGAGGUUCCAUCUGUGCUACCGUCUCUCUGGAUGUUGAAAUUCCUGCAAAGAUCCAUCUUCCCAAGAACCUGAAGGACAAAGAAGCAAUUCCUGCCCUGCGUGGAGAAAUGGUCAAUGUUAAGAUACCAUUUGGUGGCAAGCCAGAUCCUGUCAUUACUUGGCAGAAGGGACAAGAUCUUAUUGACAGCAAUGGCCACUACCAGGUCAUUGUCACGCGAUCGUUCACAUCUUUGGUGUUCCCCAACGGCGUCGAGAAGAAGGAUGCGGGAUUCUAUAUUGUCUGUGCCAAAAACAGAUUUGGAAUUGAUCAGCAGACGGUUGAGCUUGAUGUGGCAGAUGUCCCUGAUCCUCCACGGGGUAUUAAAGCCAGCGAUGUCUCCCGAGACUCUGUUGCACUCAACUGGGUUGCCCCAGCAAAUGACGGAGGAAGCAAGGUUAUCAGUUAUAUUAUUGAAAAGUGCCCGACCACAGCCGAACGUUGGGAGCGUGUCGCUCAAUCUCGUGAUGCCCGCUACACUGUUACCGAUCUAUUUGGAGGAACAAGCUAUCAGUUUAGAGUCAUUGCUGAGAACAGGUUUGGACAGAGUGCACCAUCUGAGUCCAGCGGACCCAUCAUGACAAAAGAGGACAAAUCAAGAGUUCUCCUGUACGACACGGAGGUCGACGAUACGGGCUGCGUUCCCAAAAGCAAAGCCCGACACUCUGACGCAAAGAAUCUGCAUAAAACAUUCACUAUUGCAGAAGAACUUGGAAGAGGUCAAUUUAGCAUCGUCCACCGCUGUGUAAACAUCAGCUCGAAGAAGACCUACAUGGCUAAAUUUGUCAAAGUCAGGGGUGCAGAUCAGUCAAUUGUUAAGAAAGAGAUAGCCACACUGAAUCUGGCGAAGCACAAAAACUUCCUCCUUCUGCAUGAGUCGUUCGAUAGCCCCGAGGAGCUCGUCAUGAUCUAUGACUUCAUCUCAGGCGUUGACAUCUUUGAGCGUCUCAACACGGCAGAGUUUGAGCUCAACGAGCGAGAGAUUGCCAAUUACAUCCGGCAGAUCUGCUCAGCCCUCGAGUUUCUGCACAGUCAGAGCUACGGACAUUUUGACAUCAAACCUGAGAACAUCGUCUACACGACAAGAACCGGCUCAAACGUCAAAAUCAUUGAGAUGGGCCAGUGCAGACACCUGACGCCCGGAGACCAAAUCAAGAUUCAGUACACCACUGCAGAGUACGCUGCCCCAGAGAUCCAUCAGUGCGACAUGGUGAGCACCGUGACUGACAUGUGGUCCGUCGGCGUCCUGUCCUAUGUGCUCCUCUGCGGACUCAAUCCAUUCACGGCCGAAACCAACCAGCAGAUGAUCGACAACAUUUCGAACGCAGCCUACGGCUACGACGAUGAAUCCUUCAAGCACGUUAGCGUCGAAGCCCUAGACUUCACCGACCGCUUAAUGACGAAGGAGCGCAAGCACCGUAUGACUGCUGCCGAGGCGCUGGCACAUCCAUGGCUAUCUGCUCCUGCGGAAAAUCUGAGCACCAGGACCGUCCAGAGCGGCAGACACAAGAGGUACUACCAGGCAAUGGUGAAGAAAGAAUGGAGCACUGUGGUGUCUGCAGCCCGCGUGGCCAGCGGCGGAUCGAUUCGGUCCCAGCGUGGCGUGUUAGUCGCAAAGGUGAAAAUUGCCCCGUUUGAACACGGACCGGUUGGAGGCCAGGUCGGACACUUGGUGGCCAGCGAGUGCGACAGCGUCAAGUUCAUCUGCAAUAUUGACAACUACGACAGCACCACUGAAGUCACUUGGUAUUGUGGCGUCAGGCAGUUGGAGGCUAGCGACAAGUACCAAAUCGAUUAUGAGGACGGCCUGGCGACGAUCACGAUCGCCAAGGUGACCGGAGCUGACGACGGCACGUAUAGAUGCAAGGUUGUGAAUGAUUACGGUGAGGACAGUGCCUACGCAGAGCUCUUUGUCAACGGCGUCAGGGCAUACCGUGACUUCUUCACUGCUCGCGUGAUCAAGAGGACAAAGCGUCGAAUCGACACCGCCAGAAUGCUUCAGAAGCCGCCCGAGUUCACACUUCCCCUCGUUAAUCACACCGCAUACGUUGGAGAGGAUGUGCGCUUUGGUGUGACCAUCACCGUUCACCCUGAGCCCCGGGUCACGUGGCACAAAUCGGGACAAAAGCUGGUCCCUGGAGAGGAUGAGAAAAAGUAUACCUUCAUCAGUGACACGGGCCUGUACCAGCUAAUUAUUCACAGAGUCGAAGACGACGACGAUGCUGAAUACAGCGUUGUGGCCCGCAACAGGUAUGGCGACGACAGCUGCAAGGCCCGUCUGACCGUGGUCCCGCGACCAAAACCAGCCGACCUCACUCUAAGGCCCAUGUUCAAACGUCUGCUCGCCAACGUGGAGUGCAGAGAGGGCCAGAAUGUUCGUUUUGAAAUCAGAGUUUCAGGACACCCUGCACUGAAGUGGGAAAAGGAUGGCGUGCCCAUAGCCUUUGGGCCAUCUAUCGAGCUGGUCCACGAAGGUUUGGAUUAUUUCAUUCUUCAUGUGAGAGACACACUCCCCGAAGACUCUGGCGUAUACAGAGUGACCGCGACCAAUUCUGCUGGAUCUGCCAGUUGCCAGGCAACACUGAAAGUGGAACGUGUCACUCAUGUAAAGAAAGUUUACGAGAGCAGCCAGAAGGAGCAGCAAAGUGUGUCUCAGAAGGAGGAAUUGGACAAAAAGGUCCGGUUGCAUCAGAUCUUGUCAGACACCGUUGUCUUGCCGCUACCUCCGGCUGCAGUGCAGGCCGUCAGGGAAGCGGCGACCAUGUUUAAACCCGCCGUGACAACGAAAAAGAGCCAUAGGUCCGAGGCCCAAAUACAGGAAGAAAAAGAGGAGCGAAAGAGGCGAGCCGACGAGAAAAGACUGCGUAUGCCGUACGACGUACCCGCGCCGCGGGUCGUGAACCCGGCUGUUCUCGAAGAGGAUGUGGAAAUCAAACAUUUCAAGCCACUCUCGGAUAUGAAGUGGUACAAGAAGCUCAGGGAUCAGUACGAAUUCCCAGAGCCCAUUGAGAAAAUUAAGCGGAAGAGGAUGAAACGUAUUCGUCUCUCCAGGUGGGAGCAGUUCUAUGAGGUGCCCGUCAGGAUCAAAGACCAGUACAAGCCAAAGUGGCGCAUCCCGUCCAUGACUCAGGAUGAUUUAGAGACGGUCAGGCCGUCGUCGAGGCACCGUGCGGUCUCACCGGGGAUAGACGUCUACCGCAGGAUCAGGAGAAGGUCAUUAGGCGACCUGUCUGAUGAGGAGCUGCUACUGCCGGCGAAGGAGUAUCUGUCCAUGAAGAUCACCGAAGAGGAGAGGCUUCGCUUGGAGGCGGAACUGGAGCUCGGUUACUCUGCUUCACCGCCAAGCCUCAGCCCUGUCCGCUUUGAGCCGUCGUCACUGCGCCCUUCAUCACCCGUGAGAGUCUAUCAUGAUGACGAGGAGGAGGAGGCGGGAGCCCUUCAACGGUACGAUUUGUACCGAAUUCCUUCCAAAUACGAGGCCGGUCCAAGCUUUGUGGAAUUGCGGCAGCGCCAUGACAGAGCUGCAUACAAGGCUCCCAGGCAGAAGCAAAGGGUAUACGAGGAGAGAGAGGAUCAAGACUUGCUGCGACCUCACACCACCACUCAGAGAAUCUCCUCCUACAAGAGUGAACUCCAGCGCAUGGAGUUUGAAGAGAAAAGUCGAAGUUUGAAAAAGGAAACGGUCAUCGCUGUCACAAAAGCUUCAGAGGGCAUCGAAUCGGAGCAUCUGACAUGUUUUGCGUCCAAAUAUAUUCCUAAACCCAUGAAGAAGCUCUCCACGCCUGAGCCGGAGAUAAGGGCUCCUCCCUCCGAAAAGGCUGUCCAAAAAGAGACAAUUUUGCCCGAAGUGGAUUUUCUCUCCAGGUAUGAGGAGAGAAAGCAGACUCUCAGGUCAGAGCGCAGAUCUGUGGAGAGAACGUCAGAUUCACCUUUCAGUCUGGACCACAUCCCUCGCAUUAGCAUCCGCUUGCGAUCUCACCGCGUCGGCUUUGGUUCCAACACCAGCUUCACCCUGAAUGUCCAGGCAAAACCGGAGCCCGGAGUCAAGUGGUUCCACAACGGAAAAGAGAUCCAACCGAGCGGCAAACACCACAUGAGCAACAUGAGUGGACUUCUGACUCUCCAGAUCUACAACUGCGCCAGUGACGAUGCGGGAACAUACUCUGUGGUCUGCAGGAACGUCAAAGGAGAAGCUUCUGACAGUGCCACUUUGGACGUGGCAGCAGAAUUUGCUGCCUUCUCUGCCACCCACCGGGAUGAGGAACCGCCAUAUUCCCAACUUCCAGACAUGGCAAAAACAGAGAUGUACCACAUCUCAGCAGCGGCAGCAGUCAAGGAAACCAUGUCUGAAGUGGUGACAAAACAUAUCACUGUUGUUGAAAAGGCCAUGGUCCCUGCUAAGAUUCUGACCAAACCUCAGUCUCUGAGUGUCGAUGAAGGAGGUCUAGCCAGAUUCUCUUGCGACGUGGAUGGUGACCCAGCACCUUCUAUCUUGUGGCUUCGUGAGGGAGCAGCUCUGGGUUCCUCUCAACAUCACCACAUUGUCUCUACGCGGUACAGCUCCUCUCUGGAAAUUUCUUUUGUUCAGGUGUCUGAUGCAGGAAGCUACACGUUGAGUGUAGAAAAUGCCGGUGGUAAACAAGAAGCCUAUUUUACUCUGACCAUCCGCAAGUCUGAGUCCAAACGGAAAGUCGGGGUCUCUCCCAGAGUCACCUCUCCUGAAGCCAAGUCCCCCGAACCAGUCAAAUCCCCACAGAGAAUCAAGUCUCCUGAACCAAUCAAGUCCCCUCUGAGGGUCAAGUCGCCAGUCUCGCCAAAGUCACCCGCCGCAAAAUCCCCGCCUCCGUCGGUCAAGGAAGUCAGAGUAAAGUCACCGGUCUCCCCAAAUUCCCCCACUGCAAAAUCGCCGACUCCAUCUGUCAAUCAAAUAAAAUCACCAAAGCGAGUCAUGUCACCAACUGUGGGAAAAAAGUCUCCUUCUGUUGAUGCGGAGAACCGCAAAUGCGGGACGCCACCUCACUUCCUGUUGCAACCCCGAUCCCAAAAUGUGGACCAGGGACAAAAUGUUAAACUCACCUGCGAGGUUGCGGGAGAGCCUUUCCCAGACGUGGAGUGGUUUAAAGACAACUUGACUCUGUCAGCCACGUCCAACGUUCAAAUGACCUGGACCAACAGUUUGUACACACUGGAGAUUGGUGAAGCAACACUGGCAGACAGCGGCAAAUACACUAUCAAGGCCAAAAACCAGCUUGGCCAGUGCUCCGCCACAUCCUCCCUUAAUGUCAUCACUGAUGCACAAAGAAUGAUAAGUGCGGAACAAUCGGAAGCUUUCUCGGCCUCUUCGGUUCGUGUGACAUCAGCGUCUUUCAGCUCCACGGAGAGCUCAUCUGAGACGAGCCGUCAAAUUGUGCAUACGUACGCUCAAUCGCGUGACAAAACCUCCUCCUCGUUUGGUAUAUAACACCCUCCAACCCCCUCCCGCCCCAAUUUUCCUCACUGGCAAUGGUUUGUUUCAUGAUUAAUCAACAAGAAUUGACACCAAUUUAUCUUCUUGUAUAUAGGAACUCUUACUUUUUUUUGUACCAAACUUGACAUUCAGUGAUUGCCCAACUCAAGUCUCCAAUUGUUUUCAGAUGCGAUGACACUUUGGCAGUGACAUGUACAUAAUGUAUAUAGCCGGAUGUGACGGUUAUGGGGAAUGUAUGCAUUGUUAUUUAUGACAAGAAUAUGAAGCGAAGGAACGAAAGCAAAUGCGCUUGAACAGGAGAAAGUCCCGUGCGGAACGAAUACCCUGUUAAAAGCAGAAACUAAAAUGCUGCGCCUCAACGCUACGUUGACGUCUAAGAUUUCCUCGGCAGGUAGAGCGUCUCCCUGUUGAAGUUAACUCGACACAAAAAAGAAACCUUGAUGUUUUGGACACGUGUCGCCUUUCUGAUUUCUGGCGAACGUAAGACCCCGAGCGCCGCCGGCGUCACCCUCGCGCGAGCGGCGUGACGACGUCUCACGCUCGGACCGACUGCAUCGUACCACCAAUUGAUUUGAUGACCGGCCGAGAGCGCAAGUGGCCUGUGCUCUCCCCUUUGACGUAGGAGCGCUGCUUCUUGCACUGGACGCUCCUUUGGAACGUCUCCUUACUGCCAAAGAAAGUCCAAGUGGACUCUGCUGUGCAGAAGCAACGCCAAAUCCCUUGGAGGAUUGCUCAUGAGUGUGUUGUGUGUAUUGUAGCUUGUAGUCAAGUAUUGACUUAUUUGCCACGCUGACUCCAUCUGCUGUGGCAAACCUUGUUUUGUUUCAUUUGUCCUCCAUGGGUGUUUUAUUGUUUUUGUUCUAGUAAAGCAUGAUUUCAGCACCA
This is a messenger RNA of Syngnathus typhle (broad-nosed pipefish), 78588 nucleotides long. Its product is annotated as titin-like. The record is from RefSeq and is a predicted model, not a curated record. Gene Ontology annotation, biological process: protein phosphorylation. The coding region runs from base 205 to 77697 and encodes 25830 amino acids. Lineage: Eukaryota; Metazoa; Chordata; Actinopteri; Syngnathiformes; Syngnathidae. The transcript is spliced from 195 exons. Gene Ontology annotation, molecular function: protein binding; ATP binding; protein kinase activity.